AUGGCGGCCGCGGUGCUGGCGGCGGCGGCGGCGUCGGAGGGCGGCGGCGGCGGCGCGGGCGGAGGAAGCAGCGGCUGCUCCGGCGGGGUCUCCGGGGCGCUCAUGCCGGGGGGAGGAGGAGGAGGAGGAGGGGGCCUGGGUUCGGGGGGCGGCGGAGGCGCUGCUGCCUCUUCGGCGGGCCCGUCGUCGUGGACGCGCUCGUUGGAGCGGGCGCUGGAGGAGGCGGCGGCCAGCGGCGCCCUCAGCCUGAGCGGCAGGAAGCUGAGGGACUACCCGCGGGGCAGCGCCGCCAGCCACGACCUCAGCGACACCACGCAGGCCGGUGAGGAGAGGGGAACCGGGGCGGGGGGGGGGAGGGAGGGCUGCGCCCCCGAAUAGAUGGGAGGAGGAGCCCCCAAGAGCCUCUAGGGGCGGGAGGGGGGCAAGGGGUGCGCCCCCCACCCCUCAGUGUUUGGGGGGCAAGGAGUGCUCCCUCCACCCCUCAGUGUUUGGGGGGGGCGAGGGGUGCUCCCUCCACCCCUCAGUGUUUGGGGGGGCGAGGGGUGCUCCCUCCACCCCUCAGUGUUUGGGGGCAAGGGGUGCUCCCCCCACCCCUCAGUGUUUGGGGGCAAGGGGUGCUCCCUCCACCCCUCAGUGUUUGGGGGGCAAGGGGUGCGCCCCCCACCCCUCAGUGUUUGCGGGACAAGGGGUGCUCCUCCACCCCUCGGUGUUUGGGGGGAGGGGUGCUCCCCCACCCCACAGUGUUUGGGGGUGGCAAAGGGUGCUCCUCCACCCCUCGGUGUUUCGGGGGAGGGGUGCUCCCCCACCCCUCAGUGUUUGGGGGGCAAGGGGUGCUCCCCCACCCCUCAGUGUUUGGGGGGCAAGGGGUGCGCCCCCCACCCCUCAGUGUUUGGGGGGGCAAAGGGUGCUCCCCCCACCCCUCAGUGUUUGGGGGGGGCAAGGGGUGCUCCCCCCACCCCUCAGUGUUUGGGGGGGCAAGGGGUGCUCCCCCACCCCUCAGUGUUUGGGGGCAAGGGGUGCUCCUCCACCCCUCAGUGUUUGGGGGUGGCAAAGGGUGCUCCCCUACCCCUCAGUGUUUGGGGGUGGCAAAGGGUGCUCCCCUACCCCUCAGUGUUUGGGGGAGCAAGGGGUGCUCCCCUACCCCUCAGUGUUUGGGGGAGCAAGGGGUGCUCCCCUACCCCUCAGUGUUUGGGGGAGCAAGGGGUGCUCCCCUACCCCUCAGUGUUUGGGGGGAGGGCAAGAGGGUCGCCUCCAGGGGCGCUGGCCCAAAUGGCCCUCUCUGCGCCCCUCCACUUAUUUAUUUUAUUGGCUGGACUGCUUCGUUGGUCGCAUUCAUAGCCCGCCUUUUAAUCCGACGGUGGGCAUACAUGGUUUCCUCUCCCCGCCCUCCUCCUGCCAUCUCCACAACACUGUGAGGUGCGCUAGGCUGAGAGAGGCAGUGGUUGCGCCUCCCCCCCCCCCGUGACACUCAGUGAGCUGAGUGGGGGGACGGGACUCGAACCCAGGUCUUCGUCCCAUGCGUCGUUGGUUAUUCUGGAUUUGGCUCCACCUGUUCUCUGCGCCACAGAUUAGGAUCCGUUGUUACAAAUAUAUCCCGUAUUUUUCCUCCGUGGGUUUCAUGAUAGGUCAGUUGGGGGUCAGGGUCAUUGGUUUGAGUCCCAUGCUGGGCAAAAGAUUCCUGCAUUGCAGGGGGGGUUGGACUAGAUGGCCCUUGCGUCCCUUUCAACUCUAUAGUUCUAUUAUUCUUAAUCUCUGGAUUGCGGGUUUGAGUCCCACAUUGGGCAAAAGAUUCCUGCGUUGCAGGGGGUUGGACUAGAUGAUCCUCGGGACCCCUUCCAGCUUUGUCUGGAAGUCUAUGAUUCUAUGACUCAAGGGCAGUGUGUAUUGUUUUUCCCCUCUCUGCCUCUUCAGUUAACCCCCAAAACAACCCAGUGGGGGGUGGGUUGGGCAGAGAGAGGCAGUGGCUGGCUGGCAUCCAAGGCCACCCAGUGAACUUCAUGGCCGAGUGGGGAUUUGAACCCUGCUUUCUCCCAGGUCCUAGUCUGACACUCUUUAACUACUGCAACCCACUGGCUCUGUCAGUUUUUCUAUCCUUUCUUUCCAGUGGGAUGCAGCAGCCAAAAAAGCUAAUGCGAUUCUAGGCUGCAUCAACAGAAGUUACAGUGUCCAGAUCAAGGGAAGUUAUAGUCCUUCUCUAUUCAACCUCGGUCAGACCCCACCUGGAGUAACAUGUCCAGUUCUGGCCACCACAAUUUAAGAAGGUUGUUGACAAGCUGCAACAUGUGCAAAGGAAGGUGACCGAGAUGAUCAAGGGUCUGGAAACCAAGCCUUGUAAGAACGGUUAAGGGAGUUGAGUAUGUUUAGCCUGAGGGAGAGUAGACAGAGAGGACAUAUGAUAGCCAUCUUCAAGUAUCUGAAGGGGUCACAUGGAGCAAAAACAUUAGGAAGGACUUUCUGAUGGUAAGAGCUGUUUGACAGUAGAAUGGACUCUCUUAGAAGGUGCUGGGUUCUGUUUCCCUGGAGGUUUUUAAGCAGAGGUUGGAUGGUCAUUUGCCAGGGAUUAUUUAGCGGUAUUGCAUCGGGUUGGACUAGAUGCCCCUUGAGGUCCUUUCCAAUCCUACAAUUCUAUGAUUCCUCUUAGGAGCUCAGUGUGGUGCAUAGAGUUCUCCCCUUCCCAAUUUUAUCCUCAGAACAAUCCUGUGAGGGGGGUCGGACUGAGAGUGACUGGCACCUAAGGUCACUCAUUGAGCAUCACUGGGUAGGGAUUUGUACCCUGGCCUCCCAGGUCUUCAUCCGACACCCUUAACCACGAUGCCAGAAAGGCUGCUUUGUAACUCUAACCAGAGCAAGGCGAAGGCUGCCUUCCUUCCUUCCUAGUUGGGUUGUGUGGUGUGUCUGUGUUGGUGAGCCAAGAGCCAAGGAUGCUUCGCAGUGCUGGUCAAAAUGCACAGCCAUACCUGUAGACCACCCUAGUAAGGCUGCUAGAACCCUAUCCACAUUUACUGGGGAGUAUGCCCAAUUGAUCUCCCUGGGACUUGAUUCUAAGUAAACAUUGCCCUGCUAUUCCACAAAAAUUGUGUGGAUUAGUGAAUUGUUUCAUGCCAGUUUGCAUGAAUUGGGAUGUUUGCAAAUAAAUGCAGUUACCAGUAUUGAGGUUAAUUUCAGAUAGGUGGUGUUAUGAUUGCAGUCUUCAAAACACUUACUGGGAAGUAAGCCUCAUUUGAAGUCAGUAGACUGAUCUCUGAGUAAAUAAGCAUAAGUUGUGGGCCGCUUAUGUGUGGAUUUUGUAUCUGUAAUACAAGCAUUUGUAUAUUACAAACCACCUGCACUGGAUGCCAAAGUGGUGUUGAAUGUAUUAUGUGGUGUUAUUUAUGAAAUAUUAUACUUCUGGGAUCACAGAAAAUGAGAAAAUGAUCCUGCAAAAGUAGAAUGGGGAAAAAUGUUUGUGUAGCUUAGAUAUUAGAUUUAUUAAAAACACUUAGAAUCAUAGAAUUGUAGAGUUGGACGGAACACCAAGGGUCAUCUAGUCCAACCCCCUGCAAUUCAGGAAUCUCAGCUAGAUCAUAUAUGACAUGUGGCCAUCCAACCUCUGCUUAAAAAUCUGCAAGGAAAGAGAGUCCACAACCUCCUGACGGGGACCGUUCCACUGUCAAAUAGCUUUUACUGUCGGAAAGUUUUUCCUGAUGUUGGAUCAGAAUCUCCUUUCUGGUAACCUGAAGCCAUUUGUUCGAAUCCUACCCUCCAGCAGGGCAGGAAAAAACAAGUUUGUUCCUUCUUCCAUGUGACAGCUGUUCUAACCUGCCUUUCUGUUCAAAGGGACCCCCAAGAUGGCAACAUAGCACCAUCAGUUUGGUUGUAUGUCCAGAGAGAGAGGAGCAAAAGGCAGGUCCCUGCCCCAAGGAGCCUUACAAUCUAAACUUGAUUGAGGGGAGAAGGAGAGCUUUAGCCGACAAAUGAUUAAUAUGAGCAGUUGCACACACGAAGGCUUUGGUUCAGCUGAGGACUGUAAAGUUUCCUUCUUUUCUACCGUAUGAGUGUGAAAUGUGGUGUACAACUGCCACUCCCUCCUCCACAAAUCGAAAUGAUUCAAAAUAAUUUUGAAAGCAUAAUGGGUGGUGGUGAAUAAUGGUCUUGAUCCCUGGAGAAUUAGGGAGUCCCCGAGGAAUAGGAAAUCCCCCACAGUGGAAUAGUCCACCAUCUGGAACGCUUCCCUGUUCUCCCCCUACCCCGACUUAAGAGGGUAUUUCAUGAGCCCCUGUAGGCUGGGAGAACCUGCUGGAGAAUAGAUGGUGGCAUCUAGGGUGGGCACCGGUAGAGCUGCACCCAGGGAUCUGUGAGGAAUUGAAAAAGCAGGACACUUUUUUAUUGUGGGAUAGUGAAGACUUGGAGCCUGGGGACUGGGUAGGACUUCUUUCACUCUGCAAAAAAUGCUGUCGCAUGAAUGUGUAUUUGUUCGUUGUACGGUUGAAAAUUCCACUCUAAAUAUGGGCUUGACGGCCUGGUAACUGCCAAUUUCAUAGUACGCUUACACAAGCAAAUGGAGCCCAAUUGUGGCAGCCUGUAUUUAGGAUGGGUAGAAUAAUUCAAAGUAGAUUAAGUAUUUACAGGUCUGUCUAAAUGAGAACAAGCUGUCAAACUGGACUAUGUGGGAUAAACAGAAUGCAGAUGAACCCAGAUGAAUAGUCAAAUAGCCAAGAAAGGGGGGGGUGGAAUUCAGUGAAUGGAAGUACAGUGUUUAUUUUGUAUCAUUUGACAUGUGACUGUGUCUAGAAGUGUUUAUUAUAAAUACAAAUACUAUGAGUCAUCAUUGUGAAACGUCUUAAUCUCCAUUGUUAGAUGAAUUCAGAUGUUACCAUCUGUGGCUGCAAACUUGAUUCUGAUACAACUUUUCGCAAAAUUUGUGUGGUUUGAAACAGGUUUGCUAGCAGAAAAAGAUUAAGUUGAAAGAUUUCUGGAUGUGGGGCCUGGGUUCAAACGUCUGCCUGUGGACCUGCAGAGUGAUCUUGGGAUGGGUCAGCAUUAAGUUGUGAAUAGUAGGGUGUAAGCUGUGAAUAAUAGGGUGUACAGACCAGAUUUCCUCAGCUGGAAUGCUGUACUGCAUCUUUCCAUGUUAAGAAUACUGCGGACAUUGUGAAGAUAGUAGAACCAAUCAUAUAUUUGUUGUGGUAUACUUGAUUUUUAAGGGAUUUUUAAAAACCUGGCUAAAAAUAAUAUUUGAGAAAUGUAAUACUAUUUUUCAAGUACUACAAAUCAUAUUUCUUUGGAUAAAAGCCAACAGUCCUUCUUUCCUCCAAGUGCUCAGAUACAUUCUCAGUAAGGCCAUCAACCCUGUAAGUUGGGCUAGAAGUAUUAUUCCCCUAUUACUGAUGAGGGGUGAAGCUGAGAGAGAGUGGCUUGCCUAAGGCCACCUAGUGAGUUGAGCUGGCUGAGCUGUGAUUUGAUCGGGGGACUUUCCGGUUCAUAGCUCAUGCUCUUAAUGACUACCGCAGUUUCAAAAUGGGAAUAUGGCACAUGGCCUCAGAAGCUUAGAAACAAAUUAAAUGAGCCUACAGCUGUAAGCCCUGAGCAUGCUUGCUUAAAAGUAAACUUGCUGUAUUUAGGCUGGAGAUGUAGAUUGUCUGACUUCAGUUAUUCUGCUUUCUUAAGAAGCUCGGCUGUGGUUUAGCACUUGUGGUUCACAGCACAAUGCAGUACAGUUUAAAAUCCAUUCCUGUCUGUUCUCAUCCCUUCAUAAUCAAUAAUUGCUUACGUUUUUCCAUUCUCCAUGCUGUUUGGGACAGGCAAUAAUGUUGCAUACUCACCCCAAUCCCUUCUCCAUAUUUAAAACGUCAGCUGUCAUUAGUGCUGCCAAUUGUGAAGUAAGGCUGGAAACAGCUUUUAUUUAGCACCUUUGAGAAGAUCGGUGGCAUCUAGUCCUUUCACCAGCUUUUGCCCCUUGCACUCUUCUGUUAGAAAACCAGAGCUGUGAGGUGCCACACAAAGUGAUGCACUGAUAACAUUGUAUGUCAGGUGCUUAUACUGUAUAGAUCUGAAGUAUAAAGCAGAAUGUUAUUCUGCAUGAAGAAAAUUAGCUGCUGGAGUAGGAAUUGUUUGCUUACAAGAUCUAGUUCCAACUUUUUUAUUUUUGAGGGUUUUGUAAUAUUGGAGACUGCAAUACAUACAUAAAUAAAUAAAUUCUGACAGUGGGAUAAAACUAAGGGGGCACAUUUAAUGAAAUGAAACUUUCCUGAGCAGAAAUAUAAAAUGUAAACAAGCCCUUAAGAUGCAGUAAAAUAUAAGGAACAAUAGUUAGCUGUGGCAUCUGCUCCUUUUAAAAAGUUUAUUUGGAGAUAGAGUUGAGAGAUGUUUAGUUAGAUUUAAAUGAAUAAAUAGAUGGUCCGAAUGUCAUCAGACACUUACCUAAAACAACUGUUAAUCUAAUGCCUUUCCGUGCAAAAACACCUCUUAAUUCUAUUCCCUGUCAGUUUACAUUUAAGCCUCUUACCCUUAUUUUUACUACUUCCUUGUCAAUCCCUAGCCUCAAUCUUUAAAAAGAAAGUUCCCAAUGUAGAUUGAAACCUUGUUGGUUCUGUAUAGUACACUGCAUGCAGUAGCAGAAAUGGCAGGAUUCAACAUAUUGUAGUGAAUGAAGUGUUGCAUAGUUGCCUCCUUUGGAUGAAGCCAGAAUGCAGGCUUUACUUAAAACAUGUAUCUGCUUUGAAACCCUUUAGGCAGCUCAAAGCAGUUAGACUGCGCUAUAGAUCAUCUUUGUAAAAUGGUUGUUCAUGUGGCCACUUAUGUGAAGGAAGAAUUGCCUUCAGGCAGAGAAGCUCUAAGAACAUAAGAAGAGCCUUGCUGGAUCAGGUCCAAGUCCCAUCUUGCCCAGCAUUUUAUUCUAGGACCCGAGUGCAACAGCAGUCUCCCCACCAUGGUUCCCAACAACUGAUGCUCCAUGUCAUACUGCAUCUGGCAGUGGAGGUAGAAUAUAGCCAUUGUGGCCAGUCUGGUAGCCAUUGAUAGCCUUGUGCUCCAUAAAUUAUCUAAUCCCCCUUUAAAGCCACCCAUAUUGGGGGCCUUGACUGCCUCUUGUGGGAGUGAAUCCCAUAGUUUUAUCUAUGCCCUCUGUGAAGAGGUCCCUCUUUUUGUCUAUCCUGAGUCUCCCAACAUUUAGCUUCAUUGGAUGACCCUGAGCUUUAGUUUUAUGAGAGAGGGACAGAAACUUUUCCCUAUCCACUUCCUCUGCAUCAUGCAUAAUCCUGUACACCUCAGUCAUGCCCCCUGCCUUCCUUGCCCUUUCUUUUUAAACUAAUACGCUCCAAAUGUUGUUUCUCAUAGGAGAGUUACUCUGUUUUCUGAACCUUUUCCAGCUCUGCAAUGUCAUUUUUGAAGAGAGGUGACCAAGGUGGUCUUCCUGGUCAGUCACAGCUGGUUCAGACCCCAUAUGUGAAAUUAGAAUUUCUAGCCCCAGUGUGCUUGCCACGUUGGCCUUUUCUAGGCCACAAAUGUCUUAACAAAUAGGUAUGUGUGCUCUAAUGAAAUCUAGGCAUGUUAUUUUAGUGGACUUGUUUGCAAGGUUAUUGUUGGAUAGUACAUAGAUCAAGCCCAGUAGGGCUGUUACAGUGUGAAGCUAUUCAGCUGCAUUGCGAGUUAACAAAUGGGGAACAAAGUAUGUGGCAUACAUGGACCUUUCAUGGACUCUAUUGUUGUUUAGUUGUGUCCGACUCUUCGUGGCCCCCUGGACCAGAGCACGCCAGGCACUCCUGUCUUCCACUGCCUCCCGCAGUUUGGUCAAACUCAUGUUAGUAGCUUCAAGAACACUGUCCCAUCAUCUCGUCCUCUGUCGUCCCCUUCUCUUUGCGCCCUCCAUCUUUCCCAACAUCAGGGUCUUUUCCAGGGAGUCUUCUCUUCUCAUGAGGUGGCCAAAGUAGUGGAGCCUCAGCUUCACGAUGGCUGUUUAUUGCUGCUGCCACUGUAAGGUUGUAAAAGUGGAUAGUACCAAGGUCCUGGAACGACCCUGUUCUACAGUUUUCCUGACUGCAAGAAAGCAGCUGUAUGCACAGCUUUAUUUUCUAAGCUUUUAAUCAUUGUUUAUGAUCAUCUGGUUGUGAUAAGAUGGUAUUUGCAGGGAAGCAGAUUUUAGCUCAACAUUAGGAGAAACAUCCUAACAGCAAGAGCAGCUCAGUAAAGGAGCAGACUUCUUCAGAGCUGGUGGGCUGUCCUCCUGCUGCUCUGUCCCAGCUCCUGCCAGCAUAGCAGUUCAAAAGCAUACCAGCGCGAGUAGAUAAAUAGGUACCACUAUGAUGGGAAGAUAAAUGGCAUUUCUGUGCGCUCUGGCACUCGUCGCAGUGUCCCUUUGUGCCAGAAGUGGUUUAGUCAUUCUGGCCACAUGUCCUAGAAAAGGUGUCCACAGACAAAUGCCAUCUCCCUUUGGCCUGAAACUAAGCAGAGAUGAGCGCCUCACCCCAUAGUCGAAUUAGCUGCCCAGGAGUCCUUUACCAUUCCUCUUUACCUUCUCCGGAGAUAUUAAAGCAGAGGCUGGAUGGUAUCUACUUUGUGCAGGAAGGUUGAACUAGGUGACCUCCAAUGUCUCUUCCCCCUCGUAGGCUCUUUGCUGAUUUCUCAUAUCAGGUUAUUUGACUUAGUUUUUCCUCCACCCUCCAGUCACUGUCCUUUCAGCCUAACCUAUUUCACAGGCUUAUUGGGAGGAUGAAAGGAAGUGGCAAGAGCUACGGAUGCUGCCUUGAGCUUGUUGGAGGAAAGUUGGAUGAUAAAUAAAGAAAAUAAAUAAUCAUAGUAAUGUUCUAAAAGUAAAAAGAUCUUAGUUCAUCAGAACCAUGUGUUCAGUGUUGUUCUCUGUAUUUCCAAGGCAAAUAUAGCCUUCACUGACCCAUGGAUGAGUGGAUUCAAAACAAGGUUGUGGCUAGACAGCCACACAGUGCUGUUAACCUGUGUAUUGCAGGUUCAGGGAGUCAAGACCCUGUGCUGCCUUACCAUAAGAUAAAUUAAACUGUGGUUACACUCCUUUUACCACUUGGUAAGCAUGAUUGUUUUCAAAAUAUGUCAUAACAUAGCCCUGUCAGGUUAAAUACUUAGCAAUUAACUUGAGGAUAUCCCUUUUUGUCUCAGCUGCUGUGUCACAGAUAGCUUAACCUUUCUUAUCCUAACCAUGUAGUUGAAAAUAAGAAGACUAAGGUUAUUAUUAGAAUAAAAUCAAGAUGUAAAACGACAAAAUACCUAAUAAAAAUAAAAAGAACAACCCAAUAGUCCCCCUCCCCCGCCAAAAACAACACACAUUUUAAAGAAGCAUAGGAUGUAAAUCGGCUCAACCAAAGGCCUGGUUAAAAAAAAGGAACGUUUUUGCUUGGCACCUAAAGGUGUAUAAUGAAGGUCCCAGGCAAACUUCCCUGGGGAGAGCAUUCCACAGACAGGGAGCCACUGCAGAGAAGGCCUGUUCUUGUGUUGCCAUCCUCUGGACCUCAGAAGAUAAAAUAAGGUUCCAGUUAGGCUCAUAUGGAAAGAGGCGGUCCUGGUGGAUCUGUGUCUUCCAUCAUGAUUUACUAGAAAUGUCCCUGUUUUCAUACAUCGCAGGUUGAUAACUUGGCAGGUAUUUGUUCCACAUCCAACUCCUUUACCCUUCAUACCGGCUCUGAAAUUUAUCUUCAUAUCAAACAAGGCUACUCUCUUUGGGAAAUGUUUCUAGCCUUUAUUUUAUUUUUAGAAUCACCUAUACCAUGCUUUGGAAGAGCUCUUAAGUGAUCACACAUAAAAUAAUAUAAAACGAUUGUAAAACAUACAUCAGUAAAGUCAGCCAGAAUUUUAAAUCAAGCUUGUGCAACUAAAUUACAUUUCUGGGUAUAAAGUUUUUAACAGGCAUUUAAAACAGUAUAGCAACUAGAAGCAAUUCUGAGAGAACACUUCUCAUAGGCACAUGAUAGAAAGCAUCUGUAUAAAAUCCUAAUUGCAAUGAAUGAUUAGCUGGUUAGAAUGAUAAACAAUAGUCCAUUUGUUCUCUAUUGUCUUCAUUGAGGCUCAUUGUACUUUUACAGUAGUUUGUGGGAAUACUAGCUGUCACCCAGUUCCCAUCCAUUCUAAUUGUUCAAGAAUUGAACAACAUAUUGGAAGCAGGAAAAGUUUGGCUUAUUUAAAAUAUUUAUAUUCUUCUUAACAGUCUCCAAGGAAGCUUACAGUAAAAGAGAAUUUAAAACACGCUAGGAUAUUUUUAUUUUAAAGUAAAAAGGCUAAGGUAAUUGAAAAAUAUAUUGUGUUCCAACUGCUGCUUUUAAAGCGUUUACAGUGAGACAUGGGGAAAUAGCCAUCAUCUGCAUUUCUAGGCUUAAUGUAAUAUUUUCUGCUUUGAUUAAAUCACACUUUGCUGUUUAAUUCCAAAUUGGCAGACUAUGGUCUGCAAACCUCAGUUUGAUCCUAGUUUAGAGGACUCACUCAAACUACAAUUUGUUAAUUUGGCGGCAAAUUGUGUCUUCAUCAAACCAGGAAAUAUUCUGUUCACCCCAAGUGCAAGAGCACAGGACUUACUCCCAAUUCUCCAAGUCAUGGCUUGGAAGAUUGAAGAACUUGCCAACUUGUUUAUGACUGAGCAAUGAUUUGAACACAGUGUUUUUAGUGAGAUCAAAUUUUAAUCACCUGAGUUGUGAUAGCAAGAGGCAAACAGAAAUAAACAGAACUAGUAGCAAAGGCAGCUACUGUACAUGUUGUCAAAUAUUUACAUUGCUGCUCAGCCCAUCUUCUGAAAGAGCUAGGCUUAACUAAUCAAAUCGGUUUGUAAUCCGUGAUAAAUCUCUGCAAGGAGUUGAUUGACUCUUUGUGAAUUCUUGUUCAUUAAUUGUCCCAGAAUAAAAAGCAGAGGGCUGUGAUGAUUACUUCAAAUAGUUCUUUACUUCAUUUUUGAAUGGUUAAAAUGGUAGUAAAAUGUUUCAGGUUGUGUUACAGGCUAGAUGACCCUUGACUUCUUUUAAUGUUUCAGUAUUUUCAUGUUUGCUCACUGGUAGGUUGUGGGAUUUCCAAGUAAUAAAAUACUGAAAACUGGUUCUCUUUUUUUCUGCUUGUGAAAGGGUACUUUUUGUCUGAAGUGACAUGCAUGACUUUUAAGAUAUCAUUUGGUGUUGUCUUUUUAGAGAGGCAGUGGUGCUUUCAUAUCUUUAAGAGCUAGAGCACUGAUGUGUUUAGCCUGUUCCUCAGUAGAUGUUUUCUUAAAUUGGGCAGAAUCUGCACAGAUGGUUAAAGGGUGAGGAGGAAGGGCAGCAGUAGCUAAAGCUGUAAUCAAUUUAGUAAUAGAAGGUUGGACAAAGUGGAUUUGGAAAAGAGAUUUGGAAAAGCAAAGGUUUUGGCAUAUGGCGGGCUGCAUUUUAAGCAUUGUAAUCAGCAUUAUUUCACACCAAAGUAGGACACCCUGUUCAGAACUUUGAAGCCACAUUUUAUGUGGUCCCUAGUGUCUUUGUGAUCCCUUUGAAGAAAUGCAGUGCAAUAGACAGGGCAGCCAUGUGUAGUCAACAAAAAAGUGGGUCUGACAACUCUAAAUAAAUUGAAAGAGGUUUCUGAAUCCUGCAGGAGUUUUCGAAGUGGGUGAACAAUUACCCUGUCCUUAUGGAGACCAUUUGAUGGGAAUGUCAUAAUGAGCUUAUUUGAUCUCUACUACCAUUUUGCAGCCUUAUUAUCAUAAUUUUCAUAUAUUAAUGCAUAAUGUAAGAUUGUUUAAGGCAUUUUUACUUGAAUGAAAAGACAGUCAUUGCUUUCAAACUUCAAGUGACUGCACCUGGUAAAGUGGGAGCAGGGUAUUGUCAAAAAAUUAUGUAACUUGGUUCAUUAAGAAAAUUCCAUUGCUGUUCUGCAGUUUAUCUGUUAAAGUUUUUUAGACAACAGGUAUCUUAAGUCAGUAAACAAUUUUGAAAAUCUGAUUGAGCCUUGAUUCUGUGUGAUGGUCUGAAGCUGAAGCUAAGAAGGCUUGGGUCUGGUCUGGUCGGGUCUGGUCUAAGAUAAGAAUGGUGAGGUAUAAAUGUAAGAAAAAUGGAUGGUUCUAACUGAGAGAAGCCAGUGAGCCAAACAAACCAAGACUAAUCCUUUCUACUUGGCUUUUUUUAUUUUAGUGGGAUGCUACUGUCAGUGACAGUAUAGCACUAGUAAGACAAUUAUGAUUGUUGAGAUUUAAAACGAAGAAAUAGGUGUAUGGUAGCAUUAACAAUGAAAAAUGUAUAAUCAUGAAUAUGCUUAAUGAUUAUAUUUUAUGCUGACCUUUCAUAAUUACUAACCAAAGAAAUGAUUAAGGAGUCAAUUUUGUAACACCCAUGGAGCCUAGUUGGAGAUCUAGUGAUGCGUCCAUAGAAGUAUUUUAUUACAAAGUAUUUUCAAGUUAUGGCAGAGAAGCAAAUAAAAGCAUGGGGAACUGCUAGAAAGACUCAUUUUGUAGAAAAGUAUCCUUAGAAGUUUCAGCCAUGCUGUCUCCUCCCUCUUUAAUUUUGCAGCCUUAGAGGUAGGGCAUGUCUUCAGUAAUUCUUUAGUGGUUUGUUCUUGCAAACUAUAGUUUUGAAGACGGGUUAAUUUAACCCCUAUUUUCUGCAAGAGCUUCAAUAAUAUAAUCUAUCAUGGGACUAGAUUAAAGUGUGAUCUUAACCCAAUGAUGUUAAUCCCACAUUAGUUUAACAUCCGGAGUUGUUCUUGUAAGCUCACAUUUUUGGAAGCCUUCAGUUACAACUUUCUUUCUCUUCAGCUCCCUCUUCAGUUUGGGAUUCCUGAUCUAAAUAACAACGUUCACCUGUAGGGUAUGUGUGUGUGUGUAUAUUGUCUUUUUUUCUCUUGUGGGUAUAUAAUGCAUGUUCUGGAUGAGUGAGAGACUUAGUCUCAGUCAGCACCAGUUGUUAGGGCAUCUUGGAUAGAAAUACCUUUGACUCAAAUUCUCAGAUGAGGUAGUAAAGCUGUACCUGAACCAUACCACUUCUAGUUACAUGAGUCCCAACUGGAAUCUCAGUUCUCCUCCAUACUCCCCAUCCCCCACACAUAGAAAACUGGCUAAAUCAGAACACUUGUCUCUGAAGUACCUGAUUUUGCUUUACAUACAAGGAAUCUCUUCUUUGGACGAGCUUUCAGGCAUGUGAGCUCUCACCUGCAGUCUCAGGGUUUUAUGGUGUUACUGAUUUAGUAUACAAAUCAAGUUGAAGCAAGCCUUUCUGCUCCACUGUGCAAGGAGAGAAAGGGACUCUUUGAGGAGGCAUGCAGGAUGCAGCAGAGAAUCUUAACUGAGGCCAUAAUACUGUAUUUUUCGCCCUAUAGGACGUACCGUCCCAUAAGGCGCACCUAGUUUUUUGGGGGGGAAAUAAAGGGAAAAAAAUUAUUUCCCCCCCUGGCGCGGGGCUGGGGCAGGGGAAGCCCGAGCUUCCCCCGACCCCAGCCCCCAGAACAGGCAACUCUUCACAAGCCAUGGGAGUCUGGCGCCGGGCUCCCGCGCCUUGCGGAGAGCUGCGCGAAGCCUGGGCGCACUGAGUUCAGCAUGCCCAGGCUUUAGCAUGCAGGCAACUCUCCGCAAGCCGUGGGAGCCCGGUGCGGGCUCCCGCGGCUUGCGGAGAGCUGCGCGAAGCCUGGAGAGCGAGAGGGGUUGGUGCGCACCAACCCCUCUCGCUCUCCAGGCUUCAGCGAAAGCCUGCAUUUGCCCCAUAGGACGCACACACAUUUCCCCUUCAUUUUUGGAGGGAAAAAAGUGCGUCCUAUAGGGCGAAAAAUACGGUAUAUCCUGCUGCCAUGAUGUCAUGCAGCACAAACAGAACUCAGGAUGAAAGUGGGCAAAUGGAAUCGCUCACUUAUUUUAACCAAAGACACUGGUCUUCUGAUGGAGGCAGAGAGUGAUGACAUUGUACAUCCUAGCCCGGUGUGGCCUGUCAUUUAAGCAAGGUGGAGCCAAUUGUUUCAGGUGCUCCCACAUUGCUUUGCUGCCAAUCCCGCCAGGGCCUUGCCCGCACCGCCAGCACAGCCACUGCUGCUGCAUUGUGGCAGUAGUGCUGGUGUAGUGGCAGGUGAGGGUACAGUUGUGGUGAUGGGGCAGGCGGCAGUAUGGGGGCAUGGUGGGGACCUGGAUUUGCAGGGGGAGGGCAUAGAGGGGGCAUUUUGGCUGCGGCGGCAAAUGUCUUGGGCCAACCUUCAUAUAUAUUUUGUGAAGUAAUUAUUAUUAUUUGUUAAAUUUGUAUACAAUAUACAAAGCACAUAAUAUAUAAUAAAAAUAAUUAAAGCACAAAACACGUAAGAAAAAUAAUCAAAACAUAAAAAAUCAAUACAAUUAACAAUAUAAAUGUAUACACACUAAUAAACAAUACACUCCCCAACAAGUGCUCCUAAAGAAUACUCCAGCUCACAAAUACAAAAAUCCAAAUUAACAGAUAUAAUUUAACAACACUUUAAAACAACCCCAGCCUCCAGAUAAAACAGCACCCACCAAAGUUAAAACCCUAUCUCUGUUAAAACAGUAAUUUUCACACAAGGGGGCUGUCCCACGCCCUCGUUUCACCCCCCCCCCAAAGUGCUGCUACCAAAGGGAUGAAACCUCUUAACUAUCUGUCCAAUUUAAAAAGAAGUCUACUGAAGCUAAACACAUCUUCAGGCAGUGAUCUAGCUCUUAAAUAUAUGAAAGCAUCAUCACCUCUCUUAAAAGACAACACUAAAUAAUAUCUUUUCUGUUCUUAAAAGUCUAAACAGCAGUAAUGUUAGCUCAGUGUCUGUCUCUUGAUAGUUUGAUUACUGUACAAAGUGAAUUUGUGUGUGUGUGUGUGUGUGUGUGUGUGUGUGUGAAUGAAGCUAUUACAUAGCAUUGUAGUUUGGGAAACUUGCCUGCAUCAGUAAUCAAACACCUCAUAAUCAGAUUGAGAAAAGAUAAAAAUAUUCAAAUACAUAACAGCUGCUUAAAAUUUAAAAGAACUCUGCAAACUAUUGUUUGUCACCUCUGCCAGAAUAAUAAAAUGUCAGAAUACUGAAAUUGCUGUAACUUCCUCAUUUCCCACAUACUAUUCCCUCGCAGUCACAACUAAAUCAGAUUAUUUCCAUUUCUGGUACUUUCUCACACCCCCACCUUCUUAAAGGUGUGUGUGUUUGUGUGCUGCUGCUACUACUUUUCCUGUUUCUUGAUACAUUCUUCCGUUUUGGUGUUGAUAGGUACAUCCUGCUUCCUGUUUGCUGAUGCUCUGACAACUGGCCCAUGUGUUAAACGUUCAAGAGCGAGAAGGGACUACAGGCACUAUUUUUCUUUUGAAACAGAAGCUUCUUUAGAUUUGUCAUCUUCAGUUUCUGCAGUUAGAGAAAGAUUAAUGUAAUUAACGGCUUAUCAAGAGGAUAUCCAAUUAUUUUGGGUUCAUGUGUCCUGCAGUUUUCCUCACCAUAUGGUAAAAUAUAGUGGGUCUGGACCAAGAGUGUUUGAAGACCCCCUUCUCCCAAAUUGACCAGCCUUUUCAUUCAGAUAAUUGUUGGACUGUUUCUUUUCUGGGGUACCCCCAUCUCAGAGCAAAGAAACAUGGUCCCCACAGAGGUCUAAUUAGUGCCUUCGUUACAUUCAGGCACCAGGCAAGACCUUUAUAUUUCCUUUUACCAGUUUGUUCUGCUCUAGUUGAUGAGCUGUUUUGAGCAUGUUUUGUGGAAAAGUGGGUUGUAAAUAAAUAAUGCUUGACUACUUUUUGCUAGUUUCUCGCAUAUAUAAAUAUAAUAAUAGCUGUCUCACCUUAAUGUACAGUGUGACCUAGCUUUGGAUAAACAGAUUAAAAGCUGACUAAUGUUUGGAUGAGAUGACAGCCAAAGUGUUGUAAGACACAGCCUUUGUGAAAUUAUUAGGUGCUGCGACUUGUGUUCUUCACUGCUGCUAUGAGCACAAGACUGUAAGAAAGUGAGAGUAUGUAUUUUCAGUUAGGGAAGAAAUUAUAUAUGCACAUUUUAUUGUAGGUCACUUGCAAUUCUAGAAUAGAUUUAGGAAUGAAGUAGAGGUUUCUUGAUUCAAAGUGCUGCCUUCUCUACUACCAAAACCAUUUUUGGUUAUAAGUAAAAAAAAAUUGACGUAACUACUUUCAAGCUUAAGCUAAUGUUGCUUGUAUGACUUGCAAGAGAUGAAAAGCAGCAGAGACAAAAAUGUGAUGUCUGUUUUCGGCUUUUGGGAAGAGGGCCUUUUUAUCAAAGAAAAUUUGCCACUUUUCCUUGUGCUCGUCUUUGUUGCUGAGAUUAAUUUACCAAAUAAGUCUUGCCACUUGGCUCUUGUGAGUGAACAGUUCUUUUAAACAGCUAUCUGCUGUGCUUAUCACACAGACACAAAAACCUGGUUCUGACUAAUCCCAGCUCGGAUUAUGACUUUCUCCCUGUUGGGCACCACCAGCCUCAAAGUAGUGGGAUGCAGUGUUCAUCACUUCCUGUUCAACAGAUGUUUCAAAAUGCUUCUGUGCUGUUUUCAAAAAGUUGCUUUCAACCUGCAUAUGAUUGCAGUAAAAGGAAGGGGGAAGAGAGUGCAGUGUUUGUACAGAAACAUUUCAGUUGAAGUUCCUUAUACGAAAAGUUGUCCAGCAGAUGGUUACACCUCUGUUUGUUUUGCAGCUUGGUCAAGUACUUGUUUUGGUACUCGGGCCUCGCUUUGGCACGUAGUAUAUGUGGCCUCAAACUUGUUUCUGGGCUGUACCUUCUCAGUCUUCAGGUGUGAGCUUAUAUGAUUCAUUGCAACUAUGUAGAAAAUCAGGGUGUAAGGGAGAAACUGCUGAGCCUAGUCUCCCUAAUAUGCUGAUUUUUAUGUGCACUAAAGAUUUUUUGUUGUGCAGAGAAGCAUUGUGAGCCCUUGCUGGCAGUUUGCAGUGAUGUCUGCUUUAUUAUUUUAUUCUGCUGUAAGGCUAGAUUUAAACUGGCCCUCUGGUUUUGAUACAUGCUGUGUGAAUUGUGGUGAUACUAACAAAGAAAGCUUAGGUAGGUAGUAGGUAGUUGUGUUGGUCUGACGCAGUCGAAAUAAAUAAAAAUAUUGUCCGGUAGCACCUUAGAGACCAACUAAGUUUGUUCUGGAUAUAAGCUUUCGUGUGCAUGCACACUUCUUCAGAUACCUUCAGAAAGCUCAGCCACCCUUGCGUUCUUACCUAGCCAUUCAUCAGAUUUUUCUAAGCAGAGACGAGGCUGGUGGGAACUUCCCCAAACUUGCUGUGACUUCAAGGGCAAAGUCACUCACAUCUGGGCUGAUCUUGAUACAACAAUUGGUGCUCGUCUUAUAGAGAAGGUGUCUAGUUCACAGAUGAUUUUCGGUGUGUGCUUACAUUAGUUCCUUUAUAUCUGACCUGGUUGUGUCGUGACUCUUUCGUUUUCUCUUUAGGAGCUAAAGCAGCCUCCCUUGUCAACUCACAGACCUGUCAGGCUAAUAAUACUUUUUAUGGGUCUGAGAGCAGCUUCCUUUAAAUGUUCUGAGCUUAAUUUCUAUCCACAUGGAGCUUCCCACUGUGCAGGAUGUGUGCAAAAGAAAGGAGAGAUUUCUUCAUAACAAAACUAUCCCUCCCCCCAAUGCCACAUCAGUGAAAAUGGGCACAUAAUCCGUUUUGUUGGUGUUAUAAACUAUAAUGUAUUUUUAAAACAUAAAUAUGUUAGUUGGAAACUUGGCAUCCCCAAUUUCACAUAUGUGCCUUGAUAUGAUGGGGAAGCAUCAGGUGGAGAGAUAAUAGGCCUCAGAGCUUGACUGCGAUGGUGACAUAAACAAUAUAUUCUUAUAUAGUUGCACAUCUGAUCAUAAAGUUGAAAAAGUAGUGUUUUGUUUACAGAUUUGCAUUUUUUAAAGGGGGGAACCAUCAAUAAAGUACACUUAAUACGGUUUGAAUGUUAUGGUCAAAUAUACUCAAAGCUUUAGUUGGAAAUAAUUUUAUUGGAAUAUUUGUAAAAUAUGACAAUUUAUAGGAUGCACUUCUUUUGUAUUAUUUACAUUUUAAGGGGAGAAAGGAAGGUACAGUACUCACUUUUGCAAGCUCCAGUGAACUAUGCAUUAAGCAUGUGAACAUUUCCUAGGUUUAGUUUAUCUGAAAUGGAACUAAUUACAACGUUGAAACUGCUGGAUUUGACUAGAAAUGUGAAGACCUGGAGGGGAAUGGAAAAGUGGGAGCGGGGUACAGACUUACACAUCUCUGGAUUUGACUGGUAUUAUAUCCAUUCAUUAUGUUGUUGAUUAAUUUUAUGAAACAACAUAUUUUUAGGAAUAGUUAUUUGUGUGUGUGCGCCCCCCCCCCAAAUACAGAGUAUCAGAAAAAAUUCCAGUAUGAAAACUUUUUUAUUGCACAUUACUGUGUUGGGAAAGGUUCAUGUAGGGUUCCUGUCUAAUCAGAAAGAUGAAUUUAGUGAGGAGGUUUCUAGUUUCUUUCCAGACCUUCCACUAGAUGACCCAAAAUACUUGGGAUUCUCGAUUACCAGUAAUUUAAGACUCACAACAGUUUAUACCGAAUGGAUUUUUAUUUAUAGAUGAUUAAGAUUAAUGUCAAAACAUUACUUGCAUACAGCUGUUUUUUAGGCACUGGAAAAUGUUUGUCUCAGUUGUAGCAUUUGAAAAGCAGAUACAGUUUUGAAUCAAGCCAAGAUACUUGUAGCUAGCCAUGCUCCUUUAGUUCCAGCUUAAAUUUACCGUGUAUUCUUCAGUAUGAAGGUGACCUUUUUGACUUGCCGUGUCUAAAUUUAAACUUUGGGGAAACUAUCUAGUACUUUAUUCUUUGGAUGGUCUCUUAGACUUGGUUUUCUGAAAGCUUGCGCUGCAUUGUUAAUUCAUGUCUCAACAUUGAUUUAUCUUGUACUGAACCAGUAAGCUGGCACCAGUCCAGUUUUUUUGGUAGAAGCCUACUAAUUGUCGUAUCAGAAAUUGAACAUGGGAGGGAGGGAGGGUUGUCUUUAAUGAAAUCUAUUUGUUAAGAAUGAUACCAGCAAGAAGGAUGGAGUUCUUAAAAGAACAUUAGACUUCAGUCCACCAAUGCUUCUUUUCAAUGGAUACUGUUCUCUUAAAGACAUUACGUAGGGUCUACAGUGCAGCAAGGCAAUUUGAUGACCUUGCUGUGUCACCAUAUAUUGCUGUAUAGAACCAUUGUAUAAUGUUAGGCAAUAAAAUUCCAGUGUCAUCUGCAGCCUGUCUGAUCAUUUACAGUUUUAUGCAUCUACAUGUUUGAGGAAAUGUAGGACUAUAAAGCAAGUUUCUUUAGUUUUUGAUACCUGAAGCAUACUCUUUUUUUUAAUGGUGGUCGUGUCUAGAUUAAAUUUGGAGGCACGCUCAGCUCCCCAGCACAAUAGGCAAGGCAUCACCCUUGCAGCUGUGGUAUAGCACAGUUGAUUUCCUUCCAUAGCUCAGGGAUGGGAUCCUGUUUUGAGGGUAAAAGCAAUGCUUCUUGGAUUCCUGCUUACCUGUCAACUGUAUCGUGGACUGCAUCAGAGACUUCUAGUGCAUCCUUACUCCUUGCAUUGGGAUAGUGUUAAUUCUUAUGUUUUGAUGGGGAAAGCUGGAAACUGAACACGGCUAAUUUGUUUAAAGCAUAGUUUUGCUUCGUUUUUAAAGACACACUUAAAGUAAAGGUAAAGGGACCCCUGAGCAUUAGGUCCAGUCGUGACCGACUCUGGGGUUGCGGCGCUCAUCUCGCUUUAUUGGCCAAGGGAUCCGGCGUACAACUUCUGGGUCAUGUGGCCAGCAUGACUAAGCCGCUUCUGGCGAACCAGAGCAGCGCACGGAAACGCCGUUUACCUUCCCGGCAGAGCAGUACCCAUUUAUCUACUUGCACUUUGGCGUGCUUUCCAACUGCUAGGUUGGCAGGAGCAGGGACCGAGCAACGGGAGCUCACCCCGUCGCGGGGAUUUCGAACCACCGACCUUCCGACCGGCAAGCCCUAGGCUCUGUGGUUUAACCCACAGCGCCACCUGCGUCCCAAAGACACACUUAAGCCCCACUAAAAAGCACACAAUUGUGCCCCUGCAUCCAGAAGCCACUGCACAGGUCAGUCCUCCUGUAAAGUAACAACGCUGGCAGAGUGCUAUGAAAGAUUUUGAUUGGGCUGCUCCCAUUGUAACUUCUUAGCCACAACACACAACAUUUUUCCAGCUAUAAUUAUAUGUUUCUAGAUAGUUCAAGUUGCUCCUCAAACCUAGAUACAUGUUAUUUAGCAUUACCGAAUGACUGUGUUCUUAUCUUUCAAGGUGAUUGCAAGGGCAAAUCAAUACAUACUCUACAUUUUACAUUCUAAAUUAUGAUAUAUGUGCAGAUGUAUAUAUUUGCUUCCUUGGAAUUAAAUAUAGUUUUCAAGUAGACAUGAAAUGUGUGUGUGUGUGUGUGUGUGAAGAUGCACUCUUCAGGAUGGAAAGGGAAUUGAAUAAUGGGGUAGUAACCAAAAGGUUAAUAAAAUGGGGAAAUGAUUUUAAAUGAGGUUGUGAUUCUUUAAAUAAAGAGAUUUGCGGGUGAGGUUGUGCUUGAGUGUAAGAAGGGGGUUGCCUGGGAGAGGGCAUUCUCUGUGGCAGCCCCUAAGUCAUGGAACUGCUGCCCCACACAAGUAUACCUGGCACCUUCAUUAUAGUGUUCCCAUCAUGUGCUGAAGACACACUUCCUUUACCCUGUCAUUUGCCACUUGAGAUGCAUAUUUUUAGAACCUGUCCUAUUCUUGUGAUGUAAUUUGCUUUAAACUUUUUAAUAGGCUGUACCCGCCCUGGGACCUUAUGGUGUAGGAUGGGUAAGAAAUUAUCUCUCUCAAAGCAGGUGGAAAUAACGCUGGGACUGAAUAUUAACAAGUUCCUGAAUACAUGCAAACCGUCCAUGACAUACAUUCAACUUUCACCCAAAAAAAGCCAUGAUUUAUCAUCUUGGGAGUAAACCACAUUUAGCCUCAGACUCAUACACUCUUCUUUCCUCCAGUGCAGCUUUUGUUUCCAUUGUUUUUAUUAACCACAGUUCAGUGUUGCAUCUGAACCCUAAACAGUGGCUUGUUUUAACUAUGUUUGAUUGAACAAGUCACCUUUGUGACCCAUGAGAAAGCUUCUGAUCUUGCAGCUGUGCCCACAAAGCAGUGAGGAGUCUGAAACAAGUUCCUUUCAUAAUGAACCAUAGUCUGUUGUGACAUUUGGACUGGCGCAAUAUAAGGCAGCACAGGGAGGAGGAAGGCAGCCAAAAGCAAUGGCCAGCCGACAUGGGGUCCUGUUGCUCCUGCAUUACCCAGACCGAUUCUUCAUUUUGAAUUGGCAGUGGCAGCAACAGCACACCUUCAAACCAGGCAGCCAUUGCUUCUGGCUGCCUUCCCCCUUCCUCUUGCUGCUCUACCUGCCAGCACCUUACCUGGGUCAACUUUUCAUCCUAAUUGACUGCAGCUGCUGCAGCAGUAGCUCCCCAGGCUAGCCAGGUAGGAGGAAGGCAGCCAAUCGUGGUGCCGGCCAUGGCAACUAGAUCCUAGGGGCCGAGGAGUCAUAGCAGCAGAGCAGGGGCUGGGGGCCUGCUGCAGCCUGUUCUGGCUCACUUGGCCUGCCCAUCCACCACCUCUUGUCAUGCUGUAGAUCACGAUGCCUUCUGUCUAACCAUGUGGAUUUCAGCAUCAUGACAUUUAGUGAAAAUGUAUAUACAGUAUAUAUGUGGUCACAUCUGCAAUUGGUGGCUUGUAUUCUGUCUAGAGGGAUGCGGGUGGCACUGUGAGUUAAACCACAGAGCCUAGGACUUGCCAAUCAGAAGGUCAGCGGUUCGAAUCCCCAUGACGGGGUGAGCUCCCGUUGCUCGGUCCCAGCUCCUGCCAACCUAGCAGUUUAAAAGCACGUCAGAGUGCAAGUAGAUAAAUAGGUACCGCUCUGGCAGGAAGGUAAACGGCGUUUCCGUGCGCUGCUCCGGUUUGCCAGAAGCGGCUUAGUCAUGCUGGCCUCAUGACCCGGAAGCUGUACGCCGGCUCCCUCAGCCAAUAAAGCGAGAUGAGCGCUGCAACUCCAGAGUCGGUCACGACUGGACCUAAUGGUCAGGGGUCCCUUUACCUUUACCUUUUAUUCUGUCUGUAUAGAAUUGCCCUCUUCAACAUGUGAACAGACCUUCAACUUAGAGAUGUUUAAUGUAUUGAAGAGAUCCUCAUUAAACUGCUAUACUUCAUGAGUAGCGGCUAAGAAUAUGUCAAAAGUCUAUGAGUUUUUUGGUUAGCUGGCUAAGGCUCUUGGCUCUUCCCCUGCCGUUCCUGUUGCUACUGUGAAUAACUCAUGCAUCUUUGCUAAUGAGCCCUCACAUUUAUCCAUGUGUAACAUUGGCUGCCAUAUGACACAGCUCACAUGGAAAUGCCAUAUUAAUUUCAUAUGACUGGUUUUUAACAGUGCACACGUACAGUCAUGAGCAAAGCGGAAGAUGAUAUGGUAAUCAGGACUGGAUUGCUAGCAGUUACUGGAAGCAGCAGAAAUUUGGUGCAGCUGACGUCUCAAGGGUUAUCAUUGGUUGGACAUAACCUACCCAACAAUUUGAUUAUGAAAUACUGCCCUGCAUGUUUACAUAGAUACCCUGAACUUCCUCUCUUAGAAUCUUUGUUCUCCGAAAAGUUUGCCUCAUUCAUUUAUGAAUACAGUUGAUCUCAUGAGUCACUUCUAAGUAGAUUGGACAUAGCAGUGGGUGAUUCAAGUCCAUCCAUAUGCUUAAAAAAAUCCUGUUGCACUUGCACACACAUUGAGGUCCUGGGUUAUUUUCAUGGUGUAACAAUUCCUUUUCUGUAGAAUUCUUAGCAGUAGCAGAGACUGACUUUAAGCCUGUUCCCUAAAAUCAUGAGCGCACUCAGUUUUACCAAAUCUUGUAAGCCAGCUGAGACGUCUAAUUCACUCCUCGGCAUAACUGUCUCGCAACAUUUAUUUAUUUAGUUCAGCUUAUUUUAGCCAGCUUGGCUCAGUACUUUCCCCUUGCUUGAAAAAGAAACUUACUUAAGCUGUUGACAGGGAGCCUGUACUAAAGGGGAAAAAUGAAGGAUGAUUCAACUGUUGUAAGGGAGAGGGGUUUGCUGGAAUUUUGCAAAGAACGGGAGGGAGAGAGAGAAUCCUGGAAAGUACUAGGACCCAAGACCAGUUCUAGUAUAGACCACACAGGCUUUCUUUCCUGUAACUGUUUCUCUUGUGGCAUUUAUGUGUUUUUGGGGUGGGGGUAGUUCCAUGAAAAUAUCAACUUACAGGCUCAUUUCUAAUUUGCAUAUAUAGUUAACAUGUUCCUCAUCAUUUAAAAGAUAAUUUCCCAAAGUUUCAUUAUCUGGGAACAGUUUUCCAAAAUGGCAUUUUACAUAUGAGUAAAAUAAAUGUGGAUCUCUCUCAUAGACUCAUAGUCUCAUAGAAUUGUCGACCUGGCAGUGAAUUGUCAGAUGUUAUAUUGAUCAUGUUACAUUGGUCACAGAUCAUUUGCCAGAAAACCUUUGCUCCACCAUUUCUAAUAAACACUACUGUUUGAUAUUUACCCAUGAAACAUUUGGUUUUUAUGUAUUUUGCUGCAGAUUGAUUUUAGAAAUCCAUUCCUAUAGAGAAAAUGCAUAGCCAAGUUACAGAUACUUGAGGCUGAAAACCUGUUAAAUUAGUCACAUAUUUUAAAGCACAAUAAAAAUAAAGCACUUAAACAAUCUGUUGCAUACUUCUUGAUUAUUUUUGUAUGGAAGAUGAAGGCAGUCAACAAAUAAUUUCAUAUUAAUUUCAGUUAAAUAAUUUUAACUAAAACACAAUAUAUGAUUUAAAGAAACUUACAAAUGUUACAUCAGGCAUAGGCAAACUCCAGCCCUCCAGAUGUUUGGGACUACAAUUCCCACCAUCCCUGACUACUGGUCCUGUUAACUAGGGAUUAUGGGAAUUGUAGUCCCAAACAUCUGGAGGGCUGGAGUUUGCCUAUGCCUGUGUUACAUUAUUCAACAUGGAAUCACCUGGGGGUAGAACAUCACUUCCGGCCUUCUUCCUAAAUUAGGCUUUAAAACUUUGGGCCACGCCCCUUCCUUUGUCAUUAAAUCAGCCUGAAAUUAGGUGUGGGCUGGAAGAUGUGGGUCAAUUAGUGGUUAUUAACCAAGAUAACUAAAGGAAACAUCAGGUUCAAAGGGCUUGGCCUCCCCCCCCCCAUGCCAGUAUUACCUUUACCUCUUUUUAAAUCAAUAGGAAUUGGAUGCAGGUAGCUCUCUGCUGGGUUGCAGGUUAAGUCCUUUUAUUUCAUAGAAUCAUAGAAUCAUAGAGUUGGAAGAGACCACAAGGGCCAUUGAGUCCAACCCCCUGCCAAGCAGGAAACACCAUCAGAGCACUCCUGACAACUAGCAAGAACAUGCAUUUGUUAGGUGUGGCUGCUGGUUUCCCAAAUUUUGGUCAGCCGCUGUCUCGCUAACGUAUAACUUACCUCGCAGGGCUGUUGUGAGGAGAUAAUGUGGAGGGGGAAGAACUGUAUAUGCCACCCUCCUGGAAGAAAAAGGUGGGAUAUGUAUAAACGUAAUAACUCAAUAAAUACAUCAUCAACUGAUAAAAAAAAAAAAAAAAAAGAGCACUCCUGACAUAUGGUUGUCAAGCCUCUGCUUAAAGACCUCCAAAGAAGGAGACUCUCACAAAGAAGGAGACUUUCACUUGAUAUUCAUCCAUAAUUCACUUUAAAACAUUCUUGAGGAAAAUCUUUGAGAUUAAGCACAUACUGUUAAUGAAGAAAUAAUUGUGUUGCUAUACAGGAGGAAUUUUGCGAGUGGAGUUGCUAUGAAUUCAGCGACACAUGACUUGCUUUCUGCUGUAGCAGUAAAAAUUGGAAGCCUAUUAAAAAUAGUCUUUUCCAUAUAAGGACCACUGUUCAUGCUUGCCUGCUCUCGUGAUAGCAGACAGAACAACCGUACAGCUCCGCAGAGUCCCUCUUUUUGCUUAUUUUAACCAGCAGGGAUACUUUUAUUCUAUAAAAAGGAAUAGCAUUUCCAGAGUUCUUUUGGGAAGUUUGCCCUUUCUAAUAUGUUGUAUUAAUAUAGGUGGUCUGGCAUGUUAGUCUAAAACAACAUUGCAAAGUUAAGCUACUGCUUUGCUUCAGAUUGCCCCAUGCAGUGUGUGACUUGUGUACAGGUCUAAGGAAUAAAUAGUCAUGACUGCUUAGUCAGGCCUUCAGGUCCACUUGAUUUUUCAGGCAUUGGUCAGAAGUGGGCUAGGUGAAACUGGACCUUUUGGCUUCCUUAAUAUAUUUGCCACAUGGAAACAUUAUGAGUUGGUCUUACACUGGAAGUGUGGUUUUUGUACUCAGGUUUCCCAGUUUAUGGCCUGUCGGCAGAUUUCUUCUUGAGUUUGCAAACUUGUCACAAAUAGGAUUUUGGUAAAAGCAUCUUAAUUUUUGCACUUUAUGUUUCUGAAGUCCAUCUGUGUGCUGGGAGUUCUUGCUGAGAAUUUCAUUUCACAGAGCAGGGUAACGGUGCUAGAUAUAUGCACUUAUAUGUCUGCUAUGACAACUGGCCGUUGAUUAUUCAUAAUAUAAUAUAAUAUAAUAUAAUAUAAUAUAAUAUAAUAAUAAUAUAAUAAUAUAAUACAAUACAUUUCUAUACUGCUUCUUGAAUCUAAAAGAGUUCCCAAGAUAUUUAUUUAUUUAAUUAAUUUGUUAGCUGCCAUUCUGAAUACAAUAUUUUCCCGCUGCAACUGAAUCACAGCUGUGAUAACAAGUAGUAACGCAUUUCAGAUCAAUUGAUCAAAGCCAGCCAUACCAUUAUAAGAACAAAAAAUGUAGGCUACGAUGGUUAUUUGAUUUAAAAUAAUCUUCCAUUCUUUGUUUUGAAAAAUAAAUGAUAAAUAACAAAAACAUUCCAUCCAGUUCUCCCAGUGACUGCCUUCAUUUCGUGAUAAGAGUACCAGUAAUUUAAAAGUUGCACAAUAUUAAUACACUACUGGCAUGGUGUUAUAUUUAUAAUAUUCAGCCCCAAUGUUAAUUUAUUUUCUGCCCUUUGGUUCUUUGUUUUGCCCUCAGCACUUGCCCUACAACUGUGAAUGCAGACAAGCUAGGAAUGAAGAGAGUUGAAAACUCCUUCUUAAGCCAUGCCUUGUGGGCAGGAGAGAUGGUAUUGUUUCACAGGGGUUGUUGUUGCAAUUUUAAAAUAAACCAAGUUCAAAAAAUGCUCCUGCCGUAGUCUGCAAGGAGGAAGGCAUGAGAUCAUCCUGCCCUCCUGUUUCAGGAAAUCCUCCAAGCAUGGAACUAGCAGUAUUUAUUACAAACCUUAUUUAAGUGCUUGAAGAGGAAAACAUGCAGUCACAUCAAAUGCUUCCCUGAUUGAGCCUGAGAUUUGUUAAGAGGCUGAUGGUUUAAGGGAUUUUAUGAUGUUGUUAAUUAUGUUACAUGCAAAAACAAGGUAAUGGAAAAACAUAAUAAACUGAAGCAUUAAAACAAUUACCGUAAGUUACAUAAACCGUUUCUGAUGGACAGUAUAGCAAUCUUUCAGAUAUGUUGUUGUUUAGUCGUGUCCGAUUCUUCGUGACCCCCUGGACCAGAGCCCGCCAGGCACUCCUGUCUUCCACUGCCUCCCGCAGUUUGGUCAAACUCAUGUUCAUAGCUUCGAGAACACUGUCCAACCAUCUCGUCCUCUGUCGUCCCCUUCUAUUAUAGAUAUAGAUACACACAGAGACACAGAGUGGGGAAAAUAUUUAAUUCCGUUUCACUGGCCUGCCAUAUCAAGUUCCCAAGAUCAGUGGCCGGUGUGAUUGGGUUUUUGUUGCAGAAUCCAAGCAAAAGCUGCUUUGUAGGCUUACUGGAGGAGUAAGAGCAGGCUUCCUCAAACUCGGCCCCCCAGAUAUUUUUUGGCCUACAGCUCCCAUGAUCCCUAUCUAGCAGGACCAGUGGUCAAGGAUGAUGGGAAUUGUAGUCUCAAAAUAUCUGGAGAGCUGAGUUUGAGGAAGCCUUCUCUUACUCCUCCAGUGUUGGUUUUUUAAAAAACUCUGUAACAUACUUCAAACACCUUUGCCAUUGCUCUACUUUUUAAAAUGAUUUCCCCAUGCAGUAUUUAAGGCUGAUGUUAGGGAGAAAGGAAUUCAGCGCACCCUUGGACACAUUAACCUGGUGAACAGAUCUGGGACAUGGAUGAGGGACAAGGGCUGAAGCAUCGGGCAGGUUUAAUUAUUUAAUACCACAAGAAUAAGGAUCCACAGUGCUUUAAAGAGUUUCAGAAGUGGGGGGGGGGGGAGGGCAGGUCCAUGUCUGCAAAAGGGUUAUAAUUUAAAACAAGAAAAUGGGUAGGUAGCAUAGCAAAAAGGUGGGGGCGGAGGUAGCAAGGGACGAAAGAGGAAUUGAGCUCCACAAAUCUAAUGCAUGUACUUCACAGAUUUCCUCAUAAAAUUAGGAUGUUUUUGUAGAAAUGCAGCAAAUGCAGUUGAAUUGUUUUUUAAAGGUGACUGCAUCAAAUCAGUCUAGUUUGGGAUUAAUUCAUUAAAUAUUUGUGUAUAUAUAGUAUAUUAAAGGUUUUUGGGGUUGUUGUUUUUUUAACACAGACAGUUGGCUAGAGACAUUUUCUUCUUUUCUUUUACCCAUAUGAUAUUCCCUCCAUGGAUACUGCCGCCCCAUUUUUCCCCAGUAAGGCUUAAGUUUUCCUGUAGACUUGUGGAAACAAGUACCGUAUUUUUUGCCCUAUAGGACGCACCUUUUCCCCUCCAAAAAUGAAGGGGAAAUGUGUGUGCGUCCUAUGGGGCGAAUGCAGGCUUUCGCUGAAGCCUGGAGAGCGAGAGGGGUCGGUGCACACCGACCGCUCUUGCUCUCCAGGCUUCAGGAAGCUAUCCGCAAGCCGUGGGAGCCCGGCGCGAAGUUGCGCAGCUCUCCCACGGCUUGCGGAGAGCUGCCUGCAUCCUGAAGCCUGGGGUGUGCCCUAUGGGCCGGUGCACCCCAUGGGGCGAAAAAUACGGUAAUUCUGAUUCCUGAAUGCCAGUCCAGAAGAGCAGUUACACUCAUUCCCAAAUCAGCACCAGUGUGAUUUUCAUUUGAGCGCCCUUCUUUCAUUUUAUAGAAAAUUAUAUGCUGCGUAAAACUUGGUCGUUGAUUUUUUUUUUUUUUUACGUUAAAACAUCCCAAAUGUUUGAGGCACGGUGAAGAACCUGCACAGAGACCUGCACAGUCUCCUCCUCCCACCAAACUUCCCGGGAAGGCAGGGAAUUUCCAUCUCUGAGCUCACUUUAUUGAAGGUAGAGACUUCAGGGAAGAAAAUGGGCAGCUGCAAAAGGUGUGUGUGGAGGCUGUACAUGCACAAGGUGCUGCACUGUUGUUUUUUGUUGUUUUCCACUACUGCUCUCAGAUUCCUCUUCCUAAACCCCCAUUCACAAAAACAGAUUUCAUUUGUAAUUGUUUUGGCUUGGCAAUUGUUUUUUUAAAACUGGUCACUGCGAUUGCAAAAUCUGAUAGUUCUGGGGAAAGGAGUUGAGCUUGCUUGACUUCAAAAGAGCUUGGCAAGUGGCACCGCUAGAGAAACCUUUUCCUUUUAUUGUCCCUUUUAGCUGCUAUUUACAGAAUAACUUAUUUUGAGCCACACAUAGCUAAUAAUUUCCAGAAGGGUUGGCCGUGUUAGUCUGUCAAUCAGUGGCAGUCUAUUGCAUCAAAACCAUGAGCCUGAUGGCACCAUAAAAGUAUAGCAAAUUUAUUAGGACGUAAGCUUUCGUGGACUAGAAUCCAUAUCCUGCAUUUUAAUUGUUUUAAUGUUUUAAUGUUGUAUUUUAAUCUUGUUUUCAAGUUGUAUUCAUUCAACUCGUUUUUAUUAUUGGUUGUUAGCUGCCCUGAGCCCGGCCUUGGCUGGGGAGGGUGGGGUAUAAAUAAAAUUUAUUAUUAUUAUCAUCCUAUAUCCACAUGUCCUACAUUUACAGAUAAUGGUCACCUGCUUUUUUCCCUGAUUCAUUCAGUCUCAUGUUAUGUAUUGUUUCUGUUUCAGAUUUAUCUCGGAACAGACUCUCGGAGCUGCCAGCAGAAACUUGUCUCUUUGUUUCCCUUGAGAGCCUUAAUUUGUACCAGAAUUGCAUUCGCUAUAUUCCAGAAGCCAUUCUGAACCUGCAGUCCUUAACGUUCCUGAAUAUCAGGUAACCGUGAUGUAAAAGUAGCAGCGCCCAACAUUAUGCAACUCUUGAAAAGCUCAAGCCAAAGGGACGCAGUGCAGGGGAAAGCGUCUGUGGGGAAAGCAAGCUAUUCUUCACAUUUCUACCAUUCAGUGCUGGGGCCAGACUUGAAUAAAAACACUGGCUGUGAUUCAAAGAAUUCUGCGUGCAUGUUGGGAGUCUCUGGGUUUCCUGUUCUGACAGCAUCUCCUUGUACUCAGUUCGAAAGCGUGCCACUGCAAGUAGAUAAAUAGGUACCGCUGUGGCGGGAAGGUAAAUGGUGUUUCUAUGUGCUCUGGUUUCCGUCACGGUGUUCCGUUGCCCCAGAAGCAGUUUAGUCCUGCUGGCCACAUGACCCAGAAAGCUGUCUAUGGACAAACACUGGCUCCCUCGGCCUGAAAGCGAGAUGAGCACCGCAACCCCAUAGUUGCCUUUGACUGGACUUAACCGUCCAGGGGUCCUUUACCUUUUACCGGAGGGUCCUCUGAUUUUUAAGGCCACAUUAUUUGUAGUAAAAGCUGCUUAGCAUGAAAUAUUCAAGCGUAUGGUAGUAAAAACUUGAAUUUCUGCUGACUUGAUAGUAAUAGGCUAUCUUAUUCAUUGUGUCCUUUGUGUUAAAUCAAGAAAAGUGCUUUAAGAUGUUUGUACAGAGAUAGAGAUAUUUUUAUUCAGGCACACUUUAGGUUUUAUAAGCUGACCUUGUACCCUUUGUAAAUAAGUUGCAUUCUGGUUGAUUGUUGUUUUUAUUGGAUUUAUUGAUAGGCAGUGAUAUAUUCUGUUGUUACCUUGUAUAUUUUAUUCUCUCUCGGACCACUGUUAGCUGCUUUGAGCACUGUUUGGAAAGGCAGGAUACAGAUUGAACUAGUAAAUAAAUAAAAGAGUGUAAAAAUAAGUAAUAGAGUUUGCUUUGGCACUAUCCUCUAGCCAAUUCAGUUUUGCCUAGUUUCCUUAAUUUUUUUACAGUGAGUCUUUUUUUUAUUCAAAGGAUGUGAGUCAGAGGAUAACUUCCCAUUGUUGUGCAUUUUAAAAUAUUUAUUAUGUGCUGCCAAUUUAUGUUGGACAGUCUAUGCUGCUUGAGGAGAGGAUUUUUCAGUACAAAGCUUAGGCUCCAUGCAUUAAAAAUAACCACCCUUCUCUCUAGGCAAACUAAAGUAUUUAGAAGCCACACAGAGUGGAGCAACUGCUUGUCAACAGUGUGAUCCACUGAAAGGAAAGAAACAUUGAACUGAGGGUUGAUUUUCUUUUGGAAGGAAGGUAUCCUGCCCCACCCAUCCUGCUUCUAAGUCCUUACUGUUUAAAGAAGAAGAGGAGAUACAGCGGUACCUCUGGUUACGGAUUUAAUUCGGCGCCACUUAUGCGCACGCACGUGGUGCGAUAGAGCGCUUCUGUGCAUGCGCACGGUGCACAGAGUGCUUCUGCGCAUGUGCGAGCAGCGAAACCCAGAAGUAUACACUUCUGGGUUUGCUGCGGCCAUAACCCAAAGAUUCUGUAACCUGGAGGUUAUGCAACACGAGGUACCACUGUACUACUCCAAAAUCCCACAAGCCCCCUCGACAUAAUCAAAAAACAAUGGGAGGACGACAUAAGCCAUGAAAUUAACCCUAUCCAAUGGACUAGAAUGUGGUCUAAACCUCCCUUUAAAUCCAUCUCAGCUAGAAGAAAAGAACUCACCCUGAAACUCACAGAUGGUACAUAACAUCACAGAAACUAGCACUGAUUCGCCCAGGAGCCUGACCAAAAUCCACAGGCACAUACCUCCCAUGUAGUGGGAAUGUCCCAAAAUCCAACAAGAACCCACCAACAGCAUACGAAUCAAUCUGUCUAACCUUAAGAUUGCCAUACGUCUGGGGGGAAUUUCUGAAAGGCGGUGCUUUGUUUUGGAUCUUAGGCGAUUGAAAAAUUGUGGGUUUUUUGGUGUUUUUGUAAAAGAAAGCUCAACAACUUUGGAGUUUUGGGGUCUUACUUAAAUCUUAAGACAAAUGACAAAGACAACCAACCAGACCAGCCCCAACCUCUCUCACCAAGGAAAUACAACAAGCGAAUAGAAAGAGAACCCACGCGGCGGAAAUGACUGGCAGAAUCCGAGACCAGGGAGAAGAGUCGGUGGAAGAAGAUUGGAAGAAAUUUAAAGAUUAUUUACAGAAAUAUUGCAAAAUUAAUGAAUGUUAGAAUGAUGUCAGAAUGAAGUUAAGUGGUUUAAGCAGCAAUGUUAUAAAGGUGUAUGUAAAAAUGGAUUAUUAACAGUUGAGAAUCCAAACUUAUAAUGUAUUAAGUUAAAGGAUUAAGAUAAAAACAAAGAGGGAAAGAAAUUGCUGAAUUAACUAACUGAAUUGGAAUACAAAAAAGGGAGGUGUGAGGAGGUCAGGGAAGCAAGGAAAUGAAUGUAAGGUGGAAAGAUUGAUGUAUUUUUUAUUAAGUGUUUUUUAUCUUUUUUUGUAUUUUGUAUUUUUCUUUUAUUCUUAUUUCUGGUUUUUUUCUUUUCUUUUUAUUUAUGUAUUUUUUCUUCUUUGAAACCUCAAUAAAUAUCAUUAAAAAAAAAAAAUAGAAAGAGAACCCACGCAAGUGACGCUGACACAAAACACCACACAUACACUAAUUAGAAGAAUAGAAGAUUACCACCCCACCCCAGGCUCCCUCCCCGCCCUUCCCCUCUUCCCCCCUCUUUUCUUCCCAACCUUAUACUGCAUGCAACACUAAUGUCUCACGACAAAUUAAACUGAUCUGUAGAAAACACAACCUGAAAAAGAGACAAUGCACGUAUUUUUGUAAACUAACUAAUAAAAAUCUUCUUCUUUUUCCUCUUCUUCAAAAAAGAACAAUAGUUUUAAUCAGUGAUAGUUGAAGCCCUUGGAGUGGCCCUCUAUAUUGUCCAUUUUUCCUGAUUCUGUGAGGCACUUGUGUUUCAUGGAAGUCUCCACAUUGUAGUGCUGUUUAGCAUUGCACUCCUCAUGAGAUUUGAGGUUUGUAGCAUAUUAGAAUUCUUUGCUGCCGAACAUUCCAAAACUGAGGAAUCUUCUCCCACCAGAAGGCACAAACGCCAUUUGUACUGCUUUGCCUUCAGCAGCCGGGAGGAGCAACCCACUGCAGGACUAUCUUCUUCUGUUGAAAAGAACAAACCUUCAAGGCCAGUGUUUCUUUUUCCAGCACUUGAGAUCGAGAGCUGUAAUCACCAGCCUUCCACUUGCAUCUGCUCAUUGUAAUUACUGUUUGCAAACACAGUAUGGUUAACCUACUUCAUCGUGCCUGAUUCACUUGGUUACUAUUUUUCCUUUCAUGACAACGUACCUGAAUUUGAACACAGUUUUCCGGUACAAGCCAUUCCGUUGCUCCAUUGCAGAGUUUACAUGUGGGUUGUACAUCUCUCUUGAACUGUUUAUAGUUUGCUUUGUACUUGUGUUUUCUUCUGUUUCACUGUUGGGCGUGCUCCUUUAUGUGGGAUUUAGGGUCAAGUUAAAUUAAUGCUAGAAAGUCCAGCUGCAGUUGACUGUGGUUUCCUUUUUAGAUGCUUCACUGUAUAAGAUCCUCAGGCUGCCAGUUUUAACCACAUGGUUCCCUCCUUUACCCAGACAGGCAUAAAGACUGAGAUCUUAGAUAGUACAGAUGCACUUGGUUACCCAGAUGACUUAUCUCAAAGGAGGAAGAUGAGGCAAAUAUUAGCCAGUUCCCACCAAUUUACAUCCAGCAACGCCAUAUAAAUCCUUUCCCCAUGCUACAUAAGCUUUUUCUUCAUAAUUAAUAAAAUGUGUAACAGCUGUCUUCUGAUCCGUGGAUGACCCGAGGCAAUAUUGCAACCUAUGGAUGGAGAGCCAUUGAUUCCAGACUUCAGAUUUCUAAACUGUGGAUUCCUCGAUUCCUGUCAGCUGCUGGUUUUCCCUGACUUUUAAAGUCAUAAUAAUAAUUUUAUCGACUAGGUUGUCCCAGCCACUCUGGGCAGCUCUGAACAAAGUAUUUAAAAGCACAGUAAAGCACCAACCAUUAUAAACUGGUUAUGCCAGUCUAAAGUUAUUUCUUAAGGUUAACUAUGUAACAUGAAGAGAUGGUCAUUAAUAUUCAAAGCAGAUUCACAUACCACAGCUUGAACAAGAAGAUGCAGGUGACUGCCUUUCUGGCCAUCUGAGCCUCUUUCCAAUAUAAAGCUUUCCAUUUUUCCUUUCUAAAAUCAAGGAAUUAAGGAACAUCACUAACUUUUUUCUCUGCAUGGAGGCCAAUCAGAUUCCCUCCAUACAUUUCAGGAAAAGUUACCCAGAAAAUAUGGCUAGGACUUAACUUCCCCCCCUUUUUACUUUCACACAAACUACCUUUUCCCAUUCCCUAACCUCUGCCAUAAGGUAGUCUGGACAUCAGAUGGAAAUCAGCAAAGGAAACAAGUAUUGCUCUAGGCUUUUUCCAAUGCUUUUGUUCCUCUUAAUCUUUCGUUGAAUGGCAUUGACAGAAGACUGAAGCAUUUUAACUGUAUGAUAGCUGUUUUUAUCGUGAUAACUGAGCUGUAUGGAAUUGGGAUUGAUUCUUGGUUAGCAGGGGUCUGUCAAGGAAGAAGAGCCGAUGGUGAAAUAAGUCUCAGGUGAUGUGAUGGUGGUUUUCUUUAUUCAGGGAGGCUAGUUUCGACAACUUGGUCCCAUAAGUAUGGGACUUCAAACAGCUUGUGGGUGUUUCUGUCUUCUGGCAUAGCAAGCAAAUGUGAAAAGCAAUAAACUGUUUAAUGCAUAUAAAACAGGACUCUGCAAUUCUCUGAAUCACAGCUUGGUGCAUACACUGGAAGUUCUUCUAGUAUUUCCUUUUAAUUUCAACCCCAGAAUUAAGCUCAGCUUGUCAGAAUUGGAUCCUGUACAGCCAUGAUUUUUCUUCAUAGUCAUUUGACCCUGUGGAUAUAGCAGGAGAUCCCAGCUGUUGAUUAAUGUGCCCAAACUGCCUUGUUCUUAUAUUCUGAUAACAGUGCAUUUUGAUUUUCUCACGCUGCCCAUGAACUGGUUAUAUGUUUCAUCUAAUGUUCUACUUGCCUUUUUGUGUUUGUUUCUGUGUGUGUGUGUGUUUUUCCUCGUCUUGUUGAAAAGCCGGAAUCAGCUUUCAACGUUGCCAGUUCACUUGUGCAGCCUGCCUUUGAAAGUUUUGAUAGCAAGCAAUAAUAAGCUCGUCUCACUACCUGAAGAAAUUGGGCAGCUAAGACACCUGAUGGAGCUUGUAAGUUUAUUUAAAUCCUUAAUUGUCAAUCUUUUAUCGAGGAAACAUCAGCUUUCCCCCCAAACUGAUUGUUAGGUGUGAAUCAGGGAUAUCCAGGGAUUGCCACACUCUACUAAACAUAUGUUGAGUAAUCAGGAUAAGAAUUCCAGUAUAAACAUCCUGAUACAUCUUGAAGGUUAUCCAAACACACAUUUUAACAUGAUAGUCAUGACUGCAAACGGAGCAGGGUGAAUGCUAUUUUUGUGCUCUGUUUUUAAAGCUUGACAUGCUUUCUUCAACCUUCCUAGAAAUGAGUAGGAUAGGUGCCAAAUUCUUGUGGUUUUCGUUUAGCUUUAUGGUGAGCUGCUAAAGAGUGUUGAAUUUGUUUAAACAAUGAGAUGUUGACACAUUGAGAGCCACAAGUGAUUUUUAUACACCGCUUGAUUGUAAAAAUCCUAAAAGCGGUUUACAAAAAUAUUAAAACAAUAAAUUUGAGAAAAAUUCACAAUUAAAAGUUGAACUACUGAAACAGAUUAAAAUUAACUCAAUUUUCUAAGCAUCCGGGUAGGUUGUCUAAACAAUGAUGUUUUUAGCAGGCACCGAAAAGAGUACAGUGAAGGUGCUUGCUUGAUCUCAAUAGGCAGGGAGUUCCAAAGUGCAGGUGCUGCCACACUGAACAAUUGAGUUCUUACAAAUGGGUAUUAUGUGGCACCUGUAGCAGGGCCAGUUAUGCCGAUGGAAGCGGACGAGUGGGCACAUGUAGGGAAAGGCAAUCUUGUAGAUAAACAGAUAAACUGGUUCCAAGUUGUUAAGGGAGUUGUAUACUAGUUGUAUACUAGGAGUAUACUAGUAGGAGUAUACUAGGAGUAUACAAUUCCAAGUUGUAUACUAGGAGUAACACCUUGAACUUAGCCUGGUGGCAAAUCGGCAACCAGUGCAGACCUCUGAGGUCUGGUGUUACAUGCUGACAAGGCCUCACUCGUGUCAGCAGUUGUGUUGCAGCAUUCUGCGCUGUGUGAGGGAAGCCCCACGUAGAGCGCAUUGCAGCAAUCCAUUCUUGACGGGACCAACACAUGAACUGCUACAGCCAGGCUUUCCUGGCCCUAGAAUGGCCACAGCUGUCAAACCAUCUGGAGUUGGUCAAAGGCACUUCUAGCCGCUGAGGCUGCCCGAGCCUCCAAUGGCACAGCUGGAUUCAGAAGCACCCCAAACUGCGAACUUGCUCCUUCAGGGGGAGUGCAACCCCACCCAGGGUAGGCAACUGACACGGGAGCUACUUGCCCACAGUGCCUCCAUCUUGCCAGGCUUCAAGCUCAGCUUGGUUCUCCUCAUCCAUUUCACCAAGCUAUCUGAGUGACAUUUAUUAUUUAAUCUUUCACAGUUUUGUAUUGGCAGGUGUUUUGGAAUGCAUUUUUACAAAACUCCUUAUUAGCUUUGAUGUUUUAAUAUUACAGGACUAUGCAUUUAUUUCUAUAUUCCUGAUUUGCAUUUCUGGGCUGUACGUUCUGUUGUUUCCGAAGUAUGUCUCUAGUAAAUGAUUAGCAUAUUUUGGUAGCCUCCUUCUUGCUGUUUUUAAUACACAUGUAUGCAUUCCUGACGUCUGUAAUUUGGAUAUGACAUCGGAAGGCAGCCCUGUUUAGGGAAGCUUUUAAUGUUUGAUGCAUUGCUGUAUUUUAAUAUUUUGUUGGAAGCCGCCCAGAGUGGCUGGGGAAGCACAGCUGGAUGGGCAGGGUAAAAAAUAUUAUUAUUAUUAUGUCACCUGGCUUGUUUUUCCAACUGGUAGCAGCACCUUAGAUGCUCAGAGGCUGGGUACUGAACUAUUGUACAUUCAAAGGAUGCUGUGUAUAUCAUGAGUUAUUGAUCCUCUCCAAAGAGGAGGUAUUCUGCAUGUGUACAAUGGGCUUAAAUCUCGUGACUUUUCAUUUACAAGACAAAGCUUUGAACUACAGAAAUGGUGUUUAUAUCAUGGUGCACAUCAUUAAAAUCAUUAAACCACAGCUCACUCCUCUUCAUGAUUUUCUAGGAUGUAAGCUGUAAUGAAAUACAGACAGUUCCAUCACAGAUCGGCAGUUUAUAUUCUCUACGGGACCUGAACCUCAGAAGAAAUCACCUGGUGCAUUUACCUGAAGGUGAGAAAUGCAGGGGAGAAGUUGUCUACAACCGCUCUUAUUUCCAAAAUCAAAUUGUUUGCUACACGUGAAUGUCUCAUCUUCUUCUGCAGUUAAUUGACUGCAGGUUUUUUCAUGUGUGUGUCUUUUCUCCUACAGAGCUUGCCGAGUUGCCUUUGAUUCGGUUAGAUUUCUCCUGCAAUAAAAUCACAACAAUCCCGGUUUGUUACCGUAACCUCAGGCACUUACAGACAAUCACCCUAGAUAACAACCCACUGCAGUCACCCCCUGCACAGGUAAUGUAUCAUCUAAUGUUAGAACACUAUUCUCAACCAGAAUACACUUUCUCUAAGAGUAGCAAAGAAGUCCAUGGGAGGAAAUCUUUUACUUUUUGCGUCAGGAUUGCUAGAAGACCGCCCUUGAUGUGCUCUUUGUCUUAGGAUACAAUUCACUCUGGCAAAUGAAAAAUUCUUGGAAACAAAUUACACAUGCUGUUUAAACCUUAGCGUUGGGAAGCUGACAUUCGCAUGCAUUGCUUGAGAUUUUGCUGUCUCUGUGCUGACUGAUGCACAGUGCACAAGCAAAUAAUGGUGCAGUAGAUAGUGUGUGCAAACCACUACAAAAAAACAGCUGCUUAUGUGUAUAUACACACUGCACCCUCAGUGUAAGAAUGAUGGCCAGAAAUGAUUGCUUACGCCAAAAAAGUUAGCGAUCUUAGGAAAGAUAGGACUAAGUUGCAUAGGAGAGGACAUAUAAUUCAUAUGACGUGUGUUCAUAUACAGUGGUACCUUAGGUUACAUACGCUUCAGGUUACAGACUCCGCUAACCGAGAAAUAGUACCUCGGGUUAAGAACUUUGCUUCAGGAUGAGAACAGAAAUUGUACUCCGGCGGCGCGGCAGCAGCAGGAGGCCCCAUUAGCUAAAGUGGUGCUUCAGGUUAGGAACAGUUUCAGGUUAAGAAUGGACCUCCGGAAUGAAUUAAGCACUUAACCUGAGGUACCACUGUAUUCAUUUGCUGGAGGAGAAAUACUAAGCAGACAGCUUCAUAACUGCAGAAUGGUUUAGCCCAACUUCGGAUGGGGGAGGCAGGCAAGUCACAAGAAGGCUAUAAAAUCAAUGCCAGAACAGCUGCACUGCCUGCCCAUGAACUUCCAGGAAGUAUUUAAAGGUGUUGGUUUUAUUGUGUGGAGCCAUAAAUGGCCUGGGAACAUCAUUACAUUGUGAGCCACAGACCUCGGCACCCUAGCGUGUGUGCUGUGUGUGUACUAAAAGGUUCUUGCAUAAUUUCCAGAAGACCUUUACAGUUCCUUACCUCACUCACUGAGGGCGGCAUUUCAAAUCCUUGGGCAACAGUGGUAACAGCUGAUUAUUUUAGUUCUCAUAGUGAAGGCAGUCAAAUCCUGCCCCAACUCUUAAUUGCAAGAACAGAAUUAAAAAAAAAAAACUUCCCCAAAACACCUCCCCAAGAGAAGCCUGCCGGAGCUUGAUGCUGCAGUCAUCUGAAGGAGGGAAAGUCUUGUUGUUAAAACCAACAUUGACCUAGCUCAUAUGCAACAUUCAACCAAAAUUAAUUUUUAUAUCUGGUUUAAUGUGAAUUGAGUGAGCAUGUUGGCGUACAUUGCACAGACGUUCCCAGUUUCACCCUUCCCUGGCUCUUGUGGCAAUGCCAGGUAGGAAACAAACCAAGGGCUGGCUUUCUAUUACAUGCAAACCAGCACCGGUGGUUUGCUGCUCUUCAAACAAGCCACGAGCUACAGCCAGGCUUUGUUCUUGGCUUAUUGCUCGUGGUUUGUUGAGCGAUCUAAUAAAUAGGAAGAAGAACUCGAGGUGCAAAAAUGUAGUUUGAUUAUAAGGGCAAUAGGCAUUUUGGAAAAUUCAUUCAAGGACACAGCAUAAAUAGAAUAAGGAAUAACAGAUACAGAAUUUUCUAAAAAUUAUAAUAAAAUACAAAUAAUGAAUGUAGACUAUUAGAGAAUGUAUCAUCAUAAGCUCACGGUAGCCAAAUAAAAAUGAACAAUUUUCUUUUGGUAAUGUUUACCGCAAACAUUAAAAUAUAAUGGCAUGUAUGUUAAUCUAACAACCAGAUUAAAAAUAUAUUCCUAAAUAAAAGAUAAUCCCCCCCAAAUACACCCUUUCAAAGCCUGAAUAAUAAUAAAUAGCAAUGAUAAAAAAUAUAUAACCUAAAGUUCUCUGUAAGAAUUCAGAAUUAUCAUGAUAACCAACAUAGAUAAAAUGACCAUUUUAAGCAGAAAUUCUUUCACUCGGGGGAUAUUAACUCCUGUUGCACGAAGGAUCCAAAAUGAAACUUUUUAUAUCCACUUGAACCAAUUGCCUGUGGAGACAUGUGCUGCCAAAUAGAGCAGAAUUGGAAGGGGGAAAUCAUCUUUCACCAGAUGAACUGUUAAAGCCUAGUCAAAUGAAAUGGAAAGAGAACUUUAACCCCUUGCUAGCAUAAAAGAUCCUGAACAUACAUGAAGAGGUAGAAUAAAGAAUCUGGAAACAGAUGGCGAAACAAAACAGAGAACAACGAAAGGGAACUCCUGCGAGUGCAUUCACAUCAAAGAGAGGAAAUCCAUUUUCUCAUUGAGCCCUUUUGGGAUUUGUCUGCGCAGGGCAAGGAUCCAAUACAGCUCCCUCUUUAAGAACAACCUGACAUCAUGCUGAUGGAUCAUCUCAAUGACCCACUGUGUUUUCUCUCCUAUGCCGCUUUUCAAAGCUCUUAUGAUCUGGCCAAUGCAGAUCUUUUCACAUGAGCACUUGAGGUUAUUGUGUGCAUAAACUUCAAAGGGUUUACUCUGAGUAUGGCUGGCUACAAUAUCUAUUAUACUGUUACCCUGUUUUUCCUCUAGAGUACUCAGCUUAAUUGUGGUUUGUAAACAAUCUUUUGGACUGGCAAUUUGUUCGGUGUUUAAAUUUUUUUUUUAAUAUAAAGAAAUCUAAUAUAUAAUACAUUAGUUGCAAUAGAUAGCAAUUGUUUGUGUAUCAUUUCCAAAUAUUCAUGAUGGUUUUCCCACCCCCUUUUUUAAAAAAGAUAUGCAUAAAAGGAAAAGUCCACAUAUUUAAGUAUCUGAAUAUGGAAGCAUGCAAAGUAGCGCCAGAUCUUCCAGAUUACGACAGGCGGCCAAUGGGGUUUGGUUCUUGGUAAGUGCGCACAGAUUUCAGAUUCACUGUUUCUUAAAAGAAUCUUUGUGGAUAAUUUUUACUUUUCUGUAUUAAGAUGUUAGCUGGCUUUGUUGUGGGGGCAGAGAAAUCUCAUUGUGCUGUAUGUUUAACCUUCUGUGCAUGGUUGUAUAAGAUCUCUGGUCUAACCACAGGUGUAAGUGUUGAUCUCCUUUCCCAUGAUAAAGCUGUGUUGCUCUUGGCAGAGUCUCCUUUUGGCUUAGCCGGGCAACAUUCAUCUCUGAGCGGUCAGCCGCAUCAUGAGUUGCUAAAUUAAGGUGAUGGGGGCUAGGAAUGCAGCUUGUGUUUAUAUCAUGCAGUACUGAGUAAUGCAAGUCGAUGAAGCAAGGCCCUGGAGGAAGGAGAGAGAGCAGUGAGCACGCUGAACCACAGACAGUUUAAGGCAGGGCACGGAAGUCAAUGAAACACAAGUUGGAGAACCAUAAAUGCAUAAAUAAGAAGCAGGCUAGUCUGGCUGUGGCCGGGUCUCAGUGAAAAGGGGAACUUGAGCAGCCAGCCAGAGAGUUCCUUCUCUAGUCUGGUCCCUGCAUCCAAAAAUACGUUUCAUUACACAGCCAGUGUGGGCAUUUUUGGGUAUUCCGUUUGUUUUUUCAGAGUCUCGGUUUUUAAUGUUAAAGCCUGUGUGUGUGUGUGUGUGUGUGUGUGUGUGUGUGUGUGAAUGAGAGACAGAGACAGAGAGAGAGAGAGAGAGAGAGAGAGACACAGAGAGAGAGUGAGAGAGAGACAGAGACAGAGAGAGAAAAGGGGUGGGGGUGAGUAUAUUAAUAUACAGUGGUACCUCGGGUUACAUACGCUUCAGGUUACAGACUCCACUAAUCCAGAAAUAGUGCUUCAGGUUAAGAACUUUGCUUCAGGAUAAGAACAGAAAUCGUGCUCUGGCGGCACGGCAGCAGCAGGAGGCCCCAUUAGCUAAAGCGGUGCUUCAGAUUAAGAACAGUUUCAGGUUAAGAACGGACCUCCAGAAUGAAUUAAGUACUUAACCCGAGGUACCACUGUACAUCAAAAUUGCCAGUAGGUUUUCCCAGGGGAAUUAUCCACCCCUUGCUGAACGGUGCAGCAGUGAAAGGGAGAAGGGGCAGCAGAAUGCCCUGUGCCAUGGAAGUGGAAACUGUGACCUUACGCUCUAGAAAGGGCAAUCUCAGCAGGAGAGCUGAGUGAGUGAGACAGGCAGAUGUAUUUGGCAACAUCUGUGUAGUGCUUCCUCUUCCUGCCUGGUGCAGCCUUGCUAGUCAGGCCAGGCAGAGCAGCAGCAGAUAAAUCAAAGGGAGGAGCAGGAGAUGGUGGCAAGAUGAGUGUGCAGCACUGGCUGCUACAAAAAUUCUGGCUGCCCCUAAGGUGAAUUUCUUGGCCCCGAGACAGUAAAAUGCAGGAAACUCAGCCCUACAGCAGCUGUGCUUGUGGCAGCCUCUGUUUCUGGUUUUUAGUGCAAGGCUUCCUGUGACUGAGAACAAGCUGCCCUCUGCCCCAGCUAGGAUUAAUAAUAAUAAUAAUAAUAAUCCUGCCCAUAAAACAAUUAGGAUAUCCAAUGUCGGGGCAGUAAAAAGAAUAGCAAUGAAAAAAACCUGGAGUAGGUCUAAGCAAGUUGUUUAUUAAAAUCUCCAAAAAACUCCAUGGUCUAGCCUACAUAUGAAGAGCAAUGAAUUCCCUGUGCUGAAAAGGCAAUAAAAGUGUAGUUGAGUUUUUCUGUUGUUGUUGUUGUUGUUGUUGUUAAUUUAUUUCUUGUACCCCACCCAUCUGAUUGGGUUGUCCCAGCUACUCUGGGUGGCUUCCAACAAAAUAUAAAGGAACACACCAAAACAUCAAACAUUAAAAGGUUCCCAAAACAGGGCUGCCUUCAGAUGUUUUCAAAAAGUCAUAUGAUUGUCUCUUUGACAUCUGACAGGAGGGCAUUCCACAGGGCGGGCACAACUACCAAGAAGGCCCUAUACAUUAUGCCACUUAAGCAAAUUGGCUUAUAUUUGCAUAUUUUAUUCUUUUGGUAGUCCUGGGAAAGGGGGAGGGAUUAUGUAGGGCACGGAAUAACCUCCCAUGAUUACUUGAAAUCUAGUUCAGUGCAUCAUCUGUCCACCCACUCAAGAAUUUCAGCUUUUGAGACUUGGUAUUGCCCACUUGCUCCCAGACUGACCUUUGCUCAGAAGUUGCUGUAUUCUAAAAUGCAAGUGUUGAAUUCUAUGUUCUUCAGCAAUUGCAUGGUGCAGUUGUAGAGUACCCACAUCCUACUUAAUACAGUUGCAUGGAUAAUCACACUAGUAACAGUUGCAGAGGCUCAGCUCUGUUGUCAUCAUUAAUCAGGAAUACUCUUAACACAGGGGUCAGCAACCUUUUCCAGCUGUGGGCCGGUCCACCAUCCCUCAGACCAUGUGGUGGGCCGGACUAUAUUUUGAAAAAAAUAAUGAACGAAUUCCUAUGCCCCACAAUAACCCAGAGAUACAUUUUAAAUAAAAGCACACAUUCUACCCAUGUAAAAACACGCUGAUUCCCGGACCGUCCGUGGGCCGGAUUGAGACGGCGAUUGGGCCGGAUCCGGCCCACGGGCCUUAGGUUGCCUACCCCUGAUCUAGUCCAACCCCCUGCAAUGCAUUAGGAAUCUCAGCUAAAGCAUCCAUGACAGAUGGUCAUCCAACCUCUACUUUAAAAACCCCAGUGAUUCUACCACCUUCCUGCUCUUAAUACAUUUAUGACAACAGCCAUCCCACGGCAUAGUUUCCUAGCCCAGAAACUUUUCAUGCUCUUCCCCACUUGCUGCUGGCCUGACAUUUGUAUGCACAUGAUGCAACAGGUCGGCAUUGCCACGUGCAGAGUUCGCCUUGCGUUUGGGGGCGCAGCAUGGACCGCAGACCGCACGGGCAGCAGCUCUUUGGUUCUCAGAGCUUGCAAAGGCAGCAGGCCGGAUUGAGAAGGCAAUUGGGCCACAUCCAGCCCCCAGGCCAUAGGUUGCCUACCUUCUCUAACACUACAUAUACAUGCAGAGAAGAAGUGAGGCAUGCCACAGUAGGUGUAUUAAUGGCAACCUGCCGCUUCUGACACAUUGGCUGCCGUCUGGCUUGACGUACUUAAUGCCAGCAGUCCUAAUGUUUGCAACACACUUCCUGUAAACAUCUGUUGUUGAGCUUUGCCCUCUUAGAUUGCAGCUCUCUCACAGCCGAGACUCUUCUGCACACAUGGUGCCACAUAAUUAAUAAUUACAAGUUGCAUUCCAAGCAACUGAUUUUCAAUGCAAGUGACAACCAGCCGCAGCCUAAUCAGCAAUUAGCAAUGCCUGGGUGGAGCCGUCCGUUUGCUGAACUUCCCAUUUGCCCAUUAUUACUGUCUUGCUGCAGAUUUCCCUGGGGCAUCUAGUGCCAGUAGGACAGUUGAUUCAUUGUUAAAUGCCCAUUUGCAGUGGGCCAGGCAAGCCUCAUUGUUACAUCUCUGCUGUCUGUGGCAGUUUCCAUAUACUGUGUCUGUGAUGGCCGCAGUAUUGAACUGUCUGGUCACUAUGUACAUUUAGAGCAGAGAUAGCUUACUCUGUGCUCUGUAUCCUCUUGCUGAGUUCCUAGUACCAUGGAUGUCAUGCCUGUUUCUGGCAAUAAAUUAAAUGCAUAAAAACUUCCCUCAACUUGCUUCGGGGCUGAUUUGAAACACAUUCAAAAUAUUUUAUGAAUUAAUAAUGGUUAACUUUUAAAAAAUGCAUUAUUUAAUAUUUUGAGUAUAACCAUGUUCCAGUUUUUGUAAACCAUAUUGAGUUCAGACAUUUUGGGUAUAAUUCAGUAUUGCGCUACUACUGACAUUCUGUCUGCACAAGCAUAUCAGCCUGCCAGAUAUAAUCUUCCUGCCUCUCUGCACACUGUUCUGGGGGUUCUAUUUGACAGCCCCCCCAGUCAGUUUCAAGGGUACAUGGGUGGAGGAGACAUGGGAAAGCCCUGUUUUGCAGGUAGGAGCCCUUGUGGAGGGUUUCCACCGAUGGGGCUCAUUAGGCAAACCCCCCACUAUUCACUAUGUAAAUGACAUCUCUUAAAGGUAAAGGGACCCCUGACCGUUAGGUCCAGUUGCGGACGACUCUGGGGUUGCGGCGCUCAUCUUGCUUUAUUGGCUGAGGGAGCCGGCGUACAGCUUCCGGGUCAUGUGGCCAGUAUGACUAAGCCGCUUCUGGAGAACCAGAGCAGCGCACGGAAACGCCGUUUACCUUCCUACGGAGUGGUACCUAUUUAUCUACUUGCACUUUGACGUGCUUUCAAACUGACGUGCCGAGGGCCUUCAGGCGAUUCCUUCACUGCAAGAAGCCAAGUUACAGGGAACCAGGCAGAGGGCCUUCUCGGUAGUGGCACCCACCCUGUGGAACGCCCUCCCACCAAAUGUCAAAGAGAACAACAACUACCAGACUUUUAGAAGACAUCUGAAGGCAGCCCUGUUUAGGGAAACUUUUAAUGUUUGAUGCAUUACUGUAUUUUAAUAUUUUGUUGGAAGCCACCUGGAGUGGCUGGGGAAGCACAGCCAGAUGGCCGGGGUAUAAACAAACAAACAAACAAACAAACAAACAAACAAACAAAUAUUAUUUAUUAUUUAUUGAAAAUGAUGGUAUACAACAUUCUAGCCCAUCUCUAACACAAACUAGGGCUGUGUACAUGUUGUACAUUGAAGCACAAUUUUCCCCUCAAAGAAUUCUGGGCAUUGUAGUUUACCACUUACAGAGUUACAGAUUUUUUUUUUGAGGGGGGGAAAUGUGCAUUGAAAUGUAGUUGUUUUUCUUGGAUGGAGCCUUUCAGCUGAAGCACCAGAGUUAACCCCAAAUUAGUAUCUAUGUAUAUAUUUUAAUUAAAUCCCAUUUUUUCUUGUCUUCCAUGAAGCCCAAAGUGACCUUUAAAGGGCUGCUCUUAUUUUGAUCUUUUUGUCCCCUGUGUUCUGAGUGCUGUGCAGACCAUAGGCAUGGCCCUUGUGUUUUCUGCCUGAAGAACAUGGCUGCACACUAAAGUUUAGGCAAAGAUGACAGGGAAAAUGUGCCACAGUAAAGGAGCAGCAAAGGUUCACCAGUGGCUGGUAGACCUUGGUUUUUAGAGGAGCUACUUUUGCCAAGAUGGCAAGUUGUACUCUUUUGCAGUGCUUGAAAAUUGUUUUGGUAGUGGCUGAAUGCUUUGCAGGCCAAGGCAACUGAUCAGCAGCCCAAACAUUUGGCUAGCAGAAAGGAACAUUUCUCAGUCUGGAAGAAAAAGACCUCUUUAGCUGGAUCGCAUUAUGUAUGGAAAAAUGCAGUAUGACUAACAGGUUGAAUAUGUCCCCCGGUACUGUCUGGUAUCUAAUCUUCUCCCCCCCCAAAAAAUCUCGUUUGCUUUUUGCAAUAAAAUAACUAACAUUUUAUCUGCUUGACAGCCAUGAAGAACUAUAUUCCAGCCGACCAUAUGGAGCACUGGAUUCUGGCUUCAAUAGUGUGGACAGCGGAGACAAAAGGUGGUCAGGAAAUGAAGUAAGUAUACUUGUUUUGUUUCUAUUUGGUGGAUAAUUGUAGCAUAUGUGAAAAGGAAAAAGUCAGGCAGAACAGUCAUGGAAGACUCAAUUGCUAAAAUGCAUAGGGCUGCAAUUUUGCAAUGGCUUAUUCUGCAGUCAUCCAAGGAUUGAGGCCAGUGUGCCAUUUCCACAUCUGAGAUUAUUUUCAAUCUGAUAAUGGUGGUGCAGGAAAGGACUUGCAAGCACUGCUCUUUGCUCCACAUUUCAUUUCAAAACUCUUUAAAUUGAAAACAAUACAAACUCACAAAAAGUGUACUUUGUCUACAUGUGAUUCAGAUCACUGGAGUGACUUGAAGGAGGAGCUCUUUCUAACAUUAUAUUGGAGUGCUGCAGAUCUUGUUUUUGGAAGCUGGAUAAAAGUGGACGUAUUUCACAAUCUCUGUUUUCUUAAUUGUCCGGUGUCUUUUUUCAAUGAAGCCUACAGAUGAAUUUUCUGAUCUUCCUCUGCGAGUGGCAGAAAUCACAAAAGAACAAAGACUGAGAAGAGAGAGUCAGUACCAGGAACAUCGAGGGAGCAUGGUUGUCACCAACGGUGGAGGUAAAUGGCACUCAUUUGAGAAAAAAGCCAUCAGUACAUAUUUGGUUGCUCCCACGUUGCAUGGCAAGAUUCUGGUGCGCUUUGUGGAGCAUCAUCUAUGCCCAAGAAGUAUCUUUUCAGACCUAUUUUAUUUUACCCCUUUGUCUUAAAAAGCUCUAUAUGCAGCUUAACUGGAGGAGCCAAAUGGCAUUUUUACGCAGCCAGGAUGAUGGAGUAAUUUUUAUUUUAGUUUCUCCUUCAUAUGCUGAUAAGGAAUGACUUCCAGUAGCUCCUAGGAGAAGAGAAUCCAAAUAACACUUAGUUCCACUACCACAAGAAGCUGUAAAAGAUUGAGGACCAGGAAACAGUAACCUUUAACUGAGGGAAAUUGGGUCUCUUUGAAUUUAUCUUCCAGCAUAUCACCUUUAAAAAAUAAUUUAAAAACCUGUUGACUUGCUCCUUGUGUAAUUUGCUUCUUAUCUGCACUAUUCUAAAGGAUAAUAGUUCAGUCCACAGGCCAUUGGGAACAAGAAUCCUUGAGGGAUUUUGGAUGCUGGGUUAUGCAGUAUUUUCAUAAGGUUUGCUGCUGCUGCAACAACAACAUAGCAAAGCCUUAUUGGGCUUACAGAAGCAGUGAUGAAUAAAAAAUGCCCCAGUUAACAUAAUGAGUGGAGGGAUCAAUGAGAGCAGACCUUUCUGAGCGUCAUGCUCUUGUUGUAGCUUUCAUACACUUCUGAAUGUGUGUGAGUCCCUCCCCCCAUUUUAUUCCUUUUACAAUCCCUUCCUCUUAACCUUCUGCUUUCUUAAUUUCACAUUUUAUAUGUGAAGGUAGCCAAAAUAAAAUAUAAUUUCAGGCUUGAGUGCAAGCAUCAUUUUUGGUGUUUGCAGAAUAAUCUAACAAACCAAAAGCUGUUCUAACAUGUCAUUUUACAGAUUCAAGUUGGUCAGAACAGUAUUGCUUUGCAUGUUAAUGUGCAUGUCUCACUUACCAAUUCACAAAGGUGCUUCAGAGGUUUCUGAGUUCGCAUAUUGAUUAGAACCCAGAAAUAUCCGUAACUUAAAGCACUUCUUUGGAUAUGGAUAUCAAAAGUCUAAGCAACUUGUGUUUGCAAAAUACAACAUUAGAUAGAAUUGGGAUGCAAGAUGACCUUAACAGAUUGGAGAACUUGGCCCAAACUAGCAAAAUGAAUUUCAACAGGGACAAAUGUGAGGUUCUGCACUUAGGCAGGAAAAACUAACUGCACAAAUAUAAGAUGGGGGACACCUGGUUUGCCAGUAGUACAUAUGAAAAGGAUUUAGGGGUCUUAGUAGACCACAAGCUUAACAUGAGUCAACAGUGUGAUGCAGCAGCAAAAAAAAGCUAACACUGUUCUAGGCUGCAUCUACAGAAGUAUAGUGUGCAGGUAAAGGGAAGUAAUACUACCACUCUAUUCUGCCUUGGUCAGACCAUACCUGGAGUACUGUGUUUAGUUCUGGGUGCCACAAUUUAAGAAGGGUGUUGACAAGCUGGAAGGUGUGCAGAGGAGGGCAACCAAGAUGAUCAAGGGUCUGGAAACCAAACCUUAUGAGGAAUGGUUGAGGGAGUUGGGUGUAUUUAGCCUAAAAGAGGAUACUGAGAGGAGAUAUAGGAAUCAAGCUAGGAAGCUGGGACCCGAACCAGUGGAUUCAAGUUACAAUGAAGGAGAUUCCAACUAAACAUCAGGAAGAACUUUCUGAUGGUAAGAGCAUCUUCAGCAGUGGGGCGGACUCCCUUGAGAGGUGGUGGACGCUCCUUCCUUUGAGGUUUUUAAGCAAAGGUUGGAUGGCCAUCUCUAGUGAAUGCUUUAGUUGAGUUUCCUGCAUUGUAGGGAGUUGGACUAGCUGACCCUUUGCAUUCCUUCCAACUCUACAAUUCUACGGUUCUAUAGUCUUGAGAGACUAAUAUUGCUACUCACCACUAAUAGAUCAUUCUUGGCAAGUAAGCCAAAGUGCAGGUGGAAAAGAGUUUUUCAAUUUAAUGUGUGUUACGUAAGUGAAUUGCUGUAAACUAUUCAUUUCUGGUUACAUUAGUGAGCAAUAAAACCCUAGCAUGGUGGGAUUUUUCUUUGUCUAUAAUGCAUUCUAAAGUAUGAAAUGGCUCUUUGUUUAAUAUUAGUUGGAAAUCUCCUCCCAAUCAGCAGUUUUUAUAAUAGCUUGAUCUAUAGUUUGCUCGCUGAUUGUAUGAGCCACUCUGCAGCAAGAGAUUUCUUGAAUAAAUAUGGUCAGACCUGAUGGAGCUGCUGCAGUCCAACUCCUGUUAACUCUCUCUGUGCCUCCCCCUUCCCCCAGCUGCUUAUCUAAUUACGGUCCUUCUCUUUGUAUAUGCCAAGUGGAACAUGAUCUGGAUCAGAUCGACUUUAUUGACAGUUGUGUCACCGAAGAGGAGGAGGAAGAGGUGAGGCAAUCCAAGUGCAUGGAGUCAGACAGCCUCAGCUCACAGUUCAUGGCAUAUAUUGAACAACGGCGAAUAUCUCACGAGGUGGUGCUUCCUUUUAAUUUGUGUGUAUGUGCCCCUGUGAAAUUCCCUUUUGUUUGUGUUGUUUCUCAUCCACAGUGGCUAUUAUUGGUUGACUUUUAGAUCUGGAGAUUCAGAGAUUUUGGAGCAGUCCCAAUGCUGUGCUUUCAGCUCCUGGCUCAAAGCACUGUGCUCUGGGGUCUUGUGGGUGUUCAAGGUGCUAGUUUUGAUUGCAAUAGAGUCUCAGUUGAUAUCUGCUCAAUUGGCCUUUCUCUCCCUUGUGCUAUGUCCAUGGUGGUCCGUGCAACAGUCUGGGUGCAGAAUCUGAGAAGUAUCCAAUGGGACGUUGCCUUACUUUCCUCCUCUCUCCAUUCCCCCCUCCUCAUGUGCCCAAAAAUCUAUUCCAGAUUUUGAGGCUGCAUGGGUCUGCAGGAGGGAGGAGAGGAAGGUGAAUCCCAUUUAUAUGAGCAGAAGCCCGUUCUGCCUGCACACAGACAGUUUUCCAGUGCUAUAUAGCCUCACCUCCCAUUACCACCCCCACCCCUAAAUCCAAAUUAGGGUGUUGCAAGCAAGGGGGGCAAGCAAGGGCUUUUUUCAGAGGUACUUGGAUAUGUAAUAAUAAUUAUAUGGUGCUUUGCUAUCCUUUUAUUGUAGGCAGUUUUAUGCCACUUCAUUGUAUAUAUCAAAUCCAUCCUGAUCUGCUUUUAAGAGUUUUCUUUUAGCUCGUCUGCAUUUGCAUCCUCCUUGGGUGGGUGUACCUCAGAUAUUGUCUCAUCAGCAGCCAGAGUGUGGAUCCAAGUCCAUCCACUAAUCUCAGGAGAGGGGGGGUGCAGGCCUCUUGGCCUGUUAGCACAAAUCUGCCCCUCCCAGUAUACUGUCAUGGCAAUUUCUGAUGCCCCAAGGGAAGGCAAAAAUAAAGGUCAAGCAUCUGUAAAGUAUGACUUUUCUGGCUUCCUAAGAAAUAAAGACAUUCAACAAGUUUUGGGAUUUAUUCUUGGAACAUAAGAUUGAACAAUGUACAGCCUGUGUCCUUAAGCAUUGUGCUGUUUUAAAUCUGCCCCGUGGUAUUUCAACUGAAAGGUUACAAUUAAGAAAUCCAGGCUCAUUUCCUUGUACCAGCAUUCUCACUUUAGAGUCUCCAGUUGUUUUGUGGGCCAGCCUAAAGGAAGCAUCUCCUCCCCAUAAUGAGAAGAGUAGGGAGAUAUUUUCUUCAUUUCACAUAAUUAGAUGCAUAGCUUUACAGUAACAAAAAAAUUAGGCCCAGAAAACAGAACUGAAUCCCCAUUGUUCUGUUAUAUUGUGCCUUCUGGUUUUUCAAAAUUAGACCAGUUUAGUUUUUAUGCCACAAAAUGGAGCUAGCUUCUUGAAUGAAUGAGCUCAGCCAUUUUGGGACGGCAUGCUCCUUGAGAUAACAGUGUGUUUUUUGAACCUUUUUGAGCAUGCUUUUUAUAGGGCCAGUUUGAUUACAAACACCAACUUUGAGAGUUACGUGGUUGUUCAUUCUGUCAUACUCUGCAAUAAUCCUGAAUCAGUGUAAACAGGUCUUUGAGGGAAUGUAUGCAAGUGCCCUUCUAUGCCACUAUUAAAGUAACACUGCAGUGGCUACUUCACUUUAAAAAAACGAAAACCAAACACCUCUGGUUGGAAGCAGCUAAAUGGCUGUAGUUUAUAGGCAGUUAAAUGCUGAGGCCAGUUGCCUUGUGUUUAACUCAAAAAAGUGCAUCCGUCGUUGCAAUUCUGAAAACUUUAUAAGAUUUCCCUCUUGACUGUGCUCUGCAUGUGCCACCUGUGAAGAAAAAGUACAACACAUUACAUAUUUUGUGGCUUCCUGCAGCUGUGCAAAUCCUCCGAACUAGACAUGCUUGUAAGACCUUCUCUUCAGACUGGCUUUUUAAUAGAUGCAGCUAAGCUGGCACAGGGGCAGUUUGGGGUUUUGAUGGAUUCAGCGCUAUGUGGAAGAACAUGCCAAUGUAUUUUCGGAUGCAUGUUUCUAAUCUGGAGAUAUAUUUAAAUUAAUAGAGCUGUUAAAAUGCUCUCCAAACGUUAGAGUGUGUGCUUUGUUUAAAGCUGAAAUCCUUGACUGGUUCAAAGUAAACUUAGCAACCUUUGGAAGGGUACUUAAUGGCAGCGCGUGAUAUAAUAUUGGCUCUUUUUUGCAGCCUUAAGUGUUUCCUUUAAAACUAAGGGCGGUGGGGGUAGAAUUCACUUUGGUUUUGGCCUUUUAACUGCUGUGGGCAUAUUGAGGGGCAAAGGACCCCCUCCUGUUACCAUCUGGACUGUAGGAAAGGAAGGGCUCUUAAUAAGCCUAAAAUCACUAGGAAAUGUUAAAGUAAUACAUUUACUCCUCCGUGACCUCUAAUCUAAACCUUUUCUGCAUAAGUCUAAUGGGAGGCUUGAAACAGUGGGCUGCAUCCCAUGUGUGCAGGCAGCCUGCACGGGAUAAUCUUCUACUUUGCUUAACAAGUGGCCCAUUCUGCAAUCGGAUUACAAUCUGUGCCUUCACAUACAUGUUACAAUGCGAAACUGGGUUGAAGCGCAUUUUGUUUGGCUGAUUGUUGUCCCAGUGAUCUCUUCCACUUCAUAUCCCACGCAUAUGUACUUGGGGGCCCAACAUAACCGCCAUUAUUCUCUUAAGGCUAAGCGGCAGUGAGACUUGCAGUUCCUUAAUUACCGGGAUGAUCUUCCAAUUGAGUGCACUGGGGUUUCCCCGGGGGCUGAAUAUGCUGCUUUUGUGUACUGUGGGAUAAUACCACCAUGUCUGUGGGCCAGCUUAAUUGCUAUUUGUUCAGUGGUUGGCUAAAAAGGUCCCAUUCUUGAAAUUGCAGUGGCUCAUAUUUCUUCUGACCGUAUAUUAGUUCCGCAAGUCCAGUAAUGAGACAAGAAGGAUCACGUUGCUGCCCAAGGCAUAAUUCAGGAGGAGACCCGUAGGCUGCUAAAAUCCAGAAUUCUCUUCAGAGUUAGCGAGGGGGCGCCAGCUCUUAGUAAAAAAUAAAUGUGUAUGUGUAUGAACUCAAACCACUUUAAAUUACAACAGCAUUUUGGAAAAUAGUACCUAAGAACAAAUGGGUCAUUUAUAGAUUUUGUUUCAGUAAACGAGAUUGUUAGUUUGAGAAUUAGUGGCCUUUAAGAUGUCUAGAUCAAAAUUAAUCCAUGCGAGAAAAAUACUAGACAGGAGGAAGUUAAGGAUUUUGCUUUAGGAAAAUGGGUUAAUUUACAUUCAAUGGACGCCUUCAUCUGCCCCUGCCGCAAUAAAACAGGUCUUUUCAGCCACAGCAGGCACUGUAAUUCUCCAACGGUUUGACUUUACCUCCGAUGGCUGACUCUUCCAUUGUCUCUCGAGACAGAUGGAUGCGAACAACCAGUUUAACAAUGGUCAGUGGUGGCACUGCCAUUAUGGAAUUUCCUCACCUUUAGGUUCAGCAUAGGCUCAACAUUGAACUAAACCUAACUGUGGUUUAUUACUUUAAUCCCAGUUAGGAGUUUAAAAGUAGAAUAAAACUGUAGUUUUCCUUGCUGAGGUAAUCCCCAUCCUUGAAGGGGUGUGCUCAAGAAAUGAACAGCUUGAGCUACUUGUCGCCUUGAAAUAGGGAGGCAGGAAAACUGUCUUGGUCACGAUUUAAUCUGUGCAGAUGUAGUACUUAGGGCAAGCCAUGAUUUGCAAACCCAAAUCCUAGCUUUAGGACAAUGCUUAACUGCUGUUUAGGUAUUCACACAUUACAUUAAGCCAUGGUUGAUUGUUUUGUCUGCAGUGGGGCAUUAGCAAACCUGUUGAAAUUUUGACGGCAUAUGAAAUUCCAUGUCCUUUUUAAGUAGUGUACCUCAUUAGAAAAGUGGGUAAUACAUUUAAAAAUAGCUCUUUUUCAUCCCCAUGUGAAUUGAAGCUGGCAGAUUUGAAAAUCUAAACAAGACAACACUGAGGUUUAUAAAACCGACAAGGACCAAAUACUAAAACCAAAUACUAAAAAUUAACUCAUUUUCUUAUAGCACAGUGCUUCACUUCCUCCUGUCUAGUAUUUUUCUCACACUGAUUAAUUUCGAUCUGGACAACUUAAAAGGCCACUAAUUCUCAAACUAGUUUGGUGUGAUUGGCAGACUUGCUCUGGCAAAGGGAGGUGACAUUUGCAACCAUCCACAAUGCACUAGAAAUAAUUAUUUUUGUAUCUCAUUUCUUCCUUCACUAAGGGUUCACCAGUAAAACCAACACCCACCCGGGAAUUCCACAGGUCAGAAGAUGCCAGAAGAUACUUGCAUCAUAAUAGGUGAGUACUUUUGUCAAGAGAGCAAGCUGGCCAUCACAAACACUCUUUUCCAACAACACAUCAAGACAUCAAGAUGAGGUGGCAAGAAUACACAGAGGAAUUAUACCAGAAAGAUAUGGAUGUCUCGUACACCCCAGGUAGUGUGGUUGCUGAUCUUGAGCCAGACAUCCUGGAGAGUGAAGUCAAAUGGACCUUAGAGAGCACUGCUAAUAACAAUGCCAGUGGAAGUGAUGGUAUUCCAGCUGAACUAUUUAAAAUUUUAAAAGAUGAUGCUGUUAAGGUGCUACACGCAAAAUGCCAGCAUGUUUGGAAAACUCAGCAGUGGCCAGAGGAUUGGAGAAGAUCAGUCUACAUCCCAAUCCCAAAGAAGGGCAGUGCCAAAGAAUGCUCCAACUAUUUGCACUCAUUUCACACGCUAGCAAGGUUAUGCUUAAAAUUCUACAAGGCAGGCUUAAGCAGUAUGUGGACCGAGAACUUCCAGAAGUGCAAGCUGGAUUUCGAAGGGGCAGAGGAACCAGAGACCAAAUUGCAAACAUGUGCUGGAUUAUGGAGAAAGCUAGAGAGUUCCAGAAAAACAUCUACUUCAGCUUCAUUGACUAUGCAAAAGCCUUUGACUGUGUCGACCACAGCAAACUAUGGCAAAUUCUUAAAGAAAUGGGAGUGCCUGAUUACCUCAUCUGUCUCCUGAGAAAUCUCUAUGUGGGACAAGAAGCUACAGUUAGAACUGGAUAUGGAACAACUGAUUGGAUGAAUCCCAAGCCGGAAUUAAGAUUGCCGGAAGAAAUAUCAACAACCUCAGAUUUGCAGAUGACACAACCUUGAUGGCAGAAAGUGAGGAGGAAUUAAAGAACCUCUUAAUGAUGGUGAAAGAGGAGAGCGCAAAAUAUGGUCUGAAGCUCAACAUCAAAAAACCUAAGAUCAUGGCCACUGGUCCCAUCACCUCCUGGCAAAUAGAAGGGGAAGAAAUGGAGGCAGUACUUUCUUGGGCUCCUUGAUCACUGCAGAUGGUGACAGCAGCCAUGAAAUUAAAAGAUGCUUGCUUCUUGAGAGAAAAGCAAUGACAAACCUAGACAGCAUCUUAAAAAGCAGAGACGUCACCUUGCCAACAAAGGUCCGUAUAGUUAAAGCUGUGGUUUUCCCAGUAGUGAUGUAUGGAAGUGAGAGCUGAACCAUAAAGAAGGCCGAUCGCCAAAGAAUUGAUGCUUUUGAAUUCUGGUGCUGGAGGAGACUCUUGAGAGUCCCAUGGACUGCAAGAAGAUCAAACCUCUCCAUUCUGAAGGAAAUCAGCCCUGAGUGCUCAUUGGAAGGACAGACCCUGAAGCUGAGGCGCCAAGACUUUGGCCACCUCAUGAGAAGAAGACUCCCUGGAGAAGACCCUGAUGUUGGGAAAGAUGGAGGGCACAAGGAGAAGGGGACAGAGGACAAGAUGGUGGGACAGUGUUCUCGAAGCUAUGAACAUGACUUUGACAAGCUGCGGGAGGCAGUGGAAGACAGGAGUGCCUGUAAGAAGAGUCAGACACGACAAAACGACUGAACAACAACAGCUUUUGUUCCAUACGCUCAGAGCUUUAGGAAUCAGCAAGGUGAAUCAUGCUGCAGUGUGAGGAACAUGUCACCUGAUAAAUUGGGCGCCAUUUCUUUAGUUUUGUGGUCACAAAGUGUUGCAUUUUUAGCACAGGGUCCCAGAGUCUUUGCAUAUAUCGCCUUACUGGGCCAAUUGCAAACAUAAUGUUUCUGUCCUUGUAACCAUGGUUGAGAGAUCAGGAGCCCCUCAGUGUGAGGGUUUUUAUACUCCUUGCCCCCUAACACCUGUAAUUCCCCUCCACCAUUCCCUUUCCAUAGCAGUGUUGCAUCUGCACCAUGUUAGCAAUCACCAUACUUAGAAGUGGGGGUUGAAAAGUAAUCUGUUAUAACAAUGGUUGCCAUUAAUUUUCAGUGUAUACAUAUUACCAGGUCUGAAAAGGGAAAUGGAGGGGGGUACAUGCAAGAGAAGAAGGAGAGGCAUAUGCAAAUAGCCAUGGUUAAGAAUCUGAUAACAUCAUGUCUGCACCAGGUUAUGGUGUUUUACUCAUUAUAAUACAAUCCUUUUAUUGGGUUGUUGGAUGCAGAAGUAUUUUGUCCCACGUAAUACAUGAUCGGUGUCAGCAGUAAGUCUUCACUGUUCACCAUUUAUGGCAACAAUGCUCCCAGUUUUUGUUAAGCAUAAGCAGCGUUGCUUCAUAAAUGAAGCUUUGCAGCUUGUAAGGAACCAUUUUUUCCAGAACAGAAAGAGGAACCUGCUAGAUUAUUAUUCACCAGUAUUACAGAAUAAUCCUCCUUGAAAUCUGAGUCUUUAAAAGGGUUUCCCCUGCCCCGCUCCCGGUUCCAUAGCUGAUCCAAAUGUAGCAGGGACUGCUAAAACAAAGUAAAUGUGUUUUUUGAAGAGUUUGUGUGCUUGGUAGAUAAGCUUUUAAUUACCUAACCAAAAAUGGGCAUGAUGGUGAUGAACCUGACCUGGGACCCUGGGAGCUUAAAUUAGAACAAGGCAUCUGAGUGGGAUGGUGCCUCAGACUGGCUUGUGCUAACAAAAUCUCUAUUGUUGGUUAUCAGGAUAAAUAUAGAUCUGGUUAAAUUCAUGCCAACUUAAACUGCCUUAUUCAUGAUAUUCCAAACCAGACUUAAGAUUCAUGGAUAGAGAGCAGGAAACGGUUCGUUGGCUGCUGGUGGGGACGCUGCUAAUGAAUGCUGCUCACUUUGGGGAGAACUGAUGCUGCUUUACAAAUUGCCAUUGUCCGCCUGGAUGUUUGCCUGCUCUGUUCCCCCAUGCUCAACUCAUCCUUUGUAAAUAAGCAGAUAUUACAGAUCACCAAAGUGCAGCAAGGCUCCAGCACACUCUCCCCAUGAGAGAGCUAAAACCCUUUGGAAGACUGACCCUGGCGCUUCCUGGUGCUCAGUGAAGUGGGGGAGCGCAGGACAAUGUAGUUCAUUUAAUCAGAAUGUCAUCAGCUGCAGCUAAAGUGAAGGAUCUGUCAGCUUUGAUAAAUCUGUUUCUCCACUUUGCCUCGAGUGGGAGCUUAGUAUGCAGGCCUAGAAGAGAAUCUCAUUUUCUUCAGAGUAGCAAAAAAGAGUAUGUCACUAGAAAUUUAAAAGCAAGAUAUCCAAAUGAAAUUUGAGGCUUUGUGGUAUACAUUCAAAGUGCAAAUAAACUUUUAGAGCUGAACUUGAUCUUGCCAUUUAUGUUCUCUCUCACCCAACCUGAUAAUUGUGGUUAAGGGUGAUUAACUACAUCGGUUUUGUUCAGUUUGAAUGUUUUUAUUUCUGAGGAAAUCCUAUCUUUCUUCAUCUUUUCAAAAUUCCAUUGCCCAAGGCAGCUGAUUCUGCACUCUACUACCCAUAUUGAAUUUAGUUGCUGCUUAGCCCUAAAACAUGAACACUUUAGGCCUGGUUAUCUUAAUUUUACUAUUUUCUUAAAAGGGUUUUUCUCUGUCUACUCAUAUGCUGUAACAUUUCUUCCAUUUUCUUUUUUCCAUUUUCUCUGGGUCAAUUACCACUACCACCCACUGUGUAUUUGUGUUUUCAGAGAUGGAGAUGAAUUAAGACGACCUGAAAGUCUGAGCUUGACACAUGACAGAGACCGACAGCAACUUCUGAGGAACUGCUUAGACCGAGCAGAAAGGUAAGGCUGUGAGUGAUAUGUGGUGCCCCUCAUUUAAAAUGAGGUGCAGGUCUGGCCCAUUGUGCAAAUAAGCUUUCUUUAAAAGCAAGCUACAGCCGUGGCAUCCUAUGUAAAAUUGACUGCACAGACCAUUUACUGUUGCCUAUGGCUUAAUCACUUUGUGCAUGUUGCCCCAAGGAAAAUGUUUAGAUAAUUAGGAAGAGGAGCUUUAUUAUGUUAACCAUCUUUUUAGAGCAUUAUGCACAGUGAAUUGGAAAUAUUUAUUUUGUAUCCAACAAUGUUCUGUUUUGCCCCCUCAGAGGUUCUGGCGACUCAUCUUGCCUUCUUUUGCUGUCCGGCACCCAUAAUCAGGUAAUUCGUGUUGCACAUUGGGAAGUGUGCUGCUUAGUGUGUAGCUCAUGGGUAGGCAAACUAUGGCCUGGGGGCCGGAUCCGGCCCAAUCGCCUUAUAAAUCUGGCCCGCGGACGGUCUGGGAAUCAGCGUGUCUUUACAUGAGUAGAAUGUGUCCUUUUAUUUAAAAUGCAUCUCUGGGUUAUUUGUGGGGCAUAGGAAUUCGUUCAUAUAUUUUUUCAAAAUAUAGUCUGGCCCCCCACAAGGUCUGAGGGACGGUGGACCGGCCCCCUGCUGAAAAAGUUUGCUGACCCCUGGUGUAGCUGGUUGCUUUCUUUCUGAUGCACAUUCCAAAUUAACGUUCUUCCAGGUCUCUCACUCGGAUGCAGAUCUACACAAAAGGCGCGAGCAUUUAGUGGAGCGUACCCGGAGGGAAGCCCAGCUUGCUGCGCUACAAUAUGAGGAGGAGAAGAUGAGGACAAAACAGAUCCAAAGGGAGGCCGUCCUCGACUUUGUCAAGGUAGGUCAAGUUAGGUUUUCAGGUUUAGUGUACAAUUCUCCAGGGAGAGGUGGUGGUGGUGGUCCCAUGCUUUCCAGUUAUACAGAGGCCUCAGUGCUCCCUCUCUUGCGACUGUAUAUUUAAAGGCCAGACCUUCUCCCACCCCAGAAGAAAGUUGUAGGAGGUCACUGCUCCAAACAUAGCAUGGCUAGCUGUGCAUGCACACACCUGUACACUGAGCGCGAUAGGAACCCUCCCCACUCUGAAUUAGUCUGCAUGCUGAAUAAUCCUCUUCUAAUUGCUGCACAGAGUCUGGCAUUGCUGUUAAGGUCCACAUAUACUGAGGGUGGGAGACAAGUGGUAUUGGCACCAUGUUCUGCCCCACCCCUGAUUCAUUCAUCCAUACAGGGUUUGCCACACCCCUACCCAGGAGCUGAAUCUUGCCCAGUUUUUGUUUUUAAGAAGUCUAGCAUCUGGUCACAUGGUUUGGCAGCAGACAUGUAAUAAGAUACAGGCUACUUCUUCUGAAACUUGAUGGGGAACAAAUAGUUCUGAAAGGGUUUAAGGUUUUACAUGACUGGUUGUUUAAUGAUAGGCCCUGCUGCUUGCUCUGUUUUACUGGAAAUUGGAUUGCUUUCGUCACCAUUGGGGUUUUCAUCACCCUCCACACAGUGAGCUCUUUGAGUGGGGGCUUAGAGGACUGUCACCCAGAGCACAGCUGCAUCAGACUGGCUGCACAUUAGGUGAAAGAAACAUGUCACAGAAAGUGGUGAAGAUCAGGAAUGAUUUGGGAUAUAGUUUGUUUAAAGGGGUCUUCCAACUUCAUACUUUUGUAAUGGAUUUAUUAUCAUUAUGAUGCAAUGUAGGAGUUGUAGACCAACCCAGCUUUACAGUAGCAGAUUUAGGAGAAUGCUGAUGUAUUUGGUUCCAAAAUUGAGUUACCUAAGAAACAUAAUGCCAACUCUAACCUCUUUCUCCUAGGCAGGUGGGUUCUGUUCACAGGUCAAUAAAAUGGUUCAGCUUAGGAACUGCUUAUGUUCAUGGAACAGUUCUUGCCCAUCUUGCCACCUUAUUUCCUAUUUACCUGAGCCUGCGUGCUUUUCCCUAGUAAAUUGUUCCUUUUCAUUCUUCCAAGCAAAAGGCAUCCCAGAGCCCUCAGAAGCAAAGCCCUCUGGAUAGUGAGGUAAGAACUAAAGCUAUAAACCGCCUUCUUGUCAUUUCCUAAGCUCUUUAUGGGGGGGGGUCUCUCUUUUACUGAGGCUACAAUCACUGGAUCUGACUUAAAUCUGUUCAGGACUGAAGCGUAAGCGUAGGGUUUAAAGAUCACUACUGUGCCACAGCAGAGAGAUGUCUCUUCUAAACCUUCCCCCCACCCCCACCCCUGUUUUGAUGUUGGUUGGACUGUGGAUUUGUCCAUGUAGUCUGUGUCUUGUAAAUGUGGCAAAUGUAUGUAAAUAGACCUAUUUAUAUCUGUUCCAAGAUCUUUCUUGAAACAGUAGAGCUGACGUGAGAGCAGAUAUAUUGGGAAUAUUAAAAAGCACUUUUGGAACUGCUGGUCCUUCAGCAGAACUAAAUCCACCCUGAACUUCCAAGUUGUCAUUGAACUUCUGGGUUCGCCACCAGAUCCAAGGCUUUUUGCAUUGCUUAACUGAACAGUCAAGCUCUGCUUUUGCACACUUGCUUCUUCUCUGCAAGUGCACUGGCGUCAGAGCACAGGUUGGCUUCACGGCAUGCUCUGUUCGCUGAGUUUUAGCAGUUGCACCAGUCUUUGCUUGCUGGGCGCCCUCCAUAUGUUUUAGACUACAGCUCCCAUCAACUCAUCUUAAAAAGAUACUGUAAAUCUGGAAAAGAUUUAGAAAAGGGCUACCAAAAUAAUGAAAGGGAUUGGGGGGGGGAGUCACAAUAUUUGGUGCAUUUUAGUCUAGAGCAAGGGACGCGGGUGGCGCUUAGGGACACGGGUGGUGCUGUGGGUUAAACCACAGAGCCUAGGACUUGCCGAUCAGAAUGUUGGCGGUUUGAAUCCCCGCGACGGGGUGAGCUCCCGUUGCUCGGUCCCUGCUCCUGUCCACCUAGCAGUUUGAAAGCACGUCAAAGUGCAAGUAGAUAAAUAGGUACCGCUCUGGCGGGAAGGUAAACGGCGUUUCCGUGCGCUGCUCUGGUUCGCCAGUCAUGCUGGCCACAUGACCCGGAAGCUGUACGCCGGCUCCCUCGGCCAAUAAAGCGAGAUGAGCGCCGCAGCCCCAGAGUCGGCAAGGACUGGAUCUAAUGAUCAGGGGUCCCUUUACUAGUGUAGAGCAAGGGGAAAACAUGAUAAAGGUAAAUAAAAUUAUACCUGGUGACGAGAAAGUGAGUAGAGAAAGGAUUCCCUCUCCCUCUCAUAACACGAGAAUUUGUGGACAUCCAUUGAUACUGAAUGUUGGAAGAUUCAGGACAGACAAAGGGAAGUCCUUUUUCACCCAGCGCAUAGUUAAAACUAUGGCAUUCACUCCCAUAAAAAGUAGUGAUGGCUACCAACUUGGAUGGCUUUAAAAGAGGAAUAGGCAAAUUCAUGAAGAAUACAGCUAUCCGUGGCUGCUAGGCAUGAUGGUUGUGUUCUUCCUCCACUGUUGGAGGCAGUCUGCCUCUGAUGGCCAGUUGCUGGAACUCCCAAGUGAGUGGGGAGAGGGCUGCUGUGACACACAGUUCUUGCUUGUGGGCUUCCCAUUUGGACAUCUGGCAAGUCAUUGUAAGAACAGGAUGCUGGACUGGGUGAGCCAUUGGCCUGAUCCAGCCAGCCAUGCUGGCUGGGGCUGAUGGGAGUUGUAGUUCAAAACAUCUGGAGGCGCCAGGUUGGCAAGAGUUGAACUUCAUACUUGUAGGGUAGCCAGCGCUCAAGGCUGAUGAUAUUGGUGCCUUGGAACAGAAUUUUGGUUGGUUCUCAGCCUCCCUCACAUUGGCAUCUGUCUUUCCCCACAAGAAGGUUUUAUACACCACCAGGGCCAAUUUUCUUGUUUAGCUAACGGAAAAUAGUUUUUACUUCAUGAUCAGCCUGUCAUAAGACACAACACAAUAGACCACAAAUACAUAGGAAAGUGUUUUCCAGUAGUCUGCUUUCUGUGACUCUGGACUGCUUCCAAAUAGUUCUGUUCUUUUUAUUUGAUCUUUGUUUCAGUUCCUCCCAGGCUGUGUGUGUUCUUUCCUUAAUAUUGCAGCGUUCUCCACUGGAAAGAUGCACAUACCAAAUCCUGCUCUUUCUUGGACUCGGCAGCUGAAAGCAAAAUAGCUCCUGAAUCAGUUGCAGAUGUUUUUAAUGCUGAGAUCAUUAAGAGACUAAUAGGUUUCUUUCCCAUUGUUUCAGUUAUACUUUACUGAUUACCUCCAUGUGCCUUCUGCAUUAAGAACCUUGUCAGUUCCAGAUGUCUGUGUUUGUCUGCAUAUUUUGUGGUGGUCUCAUGUUUCUGAUGUUGCCAUCUCUCCCGCAUCCCCAGUGUCCCUUCCCGUCCAGAAGGUCUCAGCACACUGAUGAUAGUGCCUUGCUGGUGGUAAGAAUCCUGCACGCAAUGGCCUGUUUAUGUGUCAGCCUCCUAGAUCAUAGUUAGCAUGUUUUCUAUGGUUUGCUGAGAUUAGGCAGUUUAGUACUACUCCUAAAUAGCAUAAAACAUGGCUGUCUUAAUUAUAAUAGCAAUUUUGGUAUAAAUUGUUACUUUACCCUCCUUCCUUCUGCCUUGGAACGGAUUGCAGCUGAUGUUCACAGCUAUGUGUUCCUGAACUUCCUGUUCUGAUUUAGUCCCUGGAACUCAUAAGAUAAGUGGUUGGUGCAAUUCGUGGAAACAUUAAAGGUGUGAAUAAGCUUUAAGGGGUGAAAGCACCUAAGCAGGUUCUUAGGUUCCUGCCUGGCCUACUCAUGGAGUCAUCCACACAUCAGCUAUAUAGAUAACACAUUCAUCACAAGGCCCAGAAGUGUUCCAAUAAGUACCAGGUGUUAUGUCAAGAGAUGGUAUUUAAAUUUUGCAUUUCCAUUUCCUUGCUGAACCAGUUCAGUAUCAUAACAUGGAAUCAUAGAUUUCGAAGAGGCAUGAUGUCACCCAGCUUUGUCUAUCCAGCUGCAGGAUCCCUGUGGCCUAAAUCAUACAUCACAGAUACUCAUCCAUGAUUUCCCCUGAAGAACUACUUUUGUAGUUGUUUGGCGCAUGGCCCUCUGAAUGGCUGCUGGUGAUCCAUUUGAGUAUGUUUAGUUAACCAUGACUAAACGCUUUGUUUUUGCCCCUCUGUUUAAAUCAGUGGAGGUACUUUUACAUCUCUCAAGUAUGAAUUGCCUAUUUAAAAAAAAAGUUGUCAACAUUUCAUGUAACACCAUUUCCAUGUUUUAUGCUAUUUCCUUCCUCUGUUGGUAUCUCAAAAAUAGCGACUGAAAUCCAUUUUCAUGUUCUUUCCUGGCCUGCUUUGCUCUGCCUGCCUUUGCAUGAUUUGCAUGCCUCCAGUAUAUUUGCUCAUUUAUAUUCUCUUCAGUUAAGUGCUUGAGGUUUCAUAUGUGCAGCCAUGUUGCUGGCUGAAGAGCACUGAAACUUCACCUAGGUGUGAAGCAGGGACACCCCCCCCGGCCCCCCUCCCAUCCUGGACAUUACAUUCAGGCAUUUUCCUAUUUGUGACAUGAGAGUACAGGGAAGGCAGAGGCCAGAAAAUGGGUUCAAAAGUGUGGUUGAGAGAGAACUCUGCCUAAUGUUUACUAUGGUUAACAUUGAUGCCAAAUUAAACCUUUAAAAUGGUGGGAGUAAUUCGUGUUGGAGCAGAGACGGGGCACACAGUUCUGCAGCCCAGUCCCUUAACUUGUCUUGUUCCUCAGUUCAUGUAAGGACAACUGGUGAUUAGAAAUAGACAGGACAACAACAGGUGCCAGCUGCUGCCAACUUAGCUUGUUACUACUGAACAACAAUUUUCAAGAGACAGAGGUUUCUCUAGUCAGAAAAGGUCAAAUGCUCAGAGAAACCUCUGCCUCUUGAAAAUUGUUGUUCAGUAGUAACCAAGCUAGCAAGUUGGCAGCAAGCGUGGCACACAAGUUGUUGUUUUGUGUCCCUGUUUUGUGUCCCUGUUUCAGGCAUUCUUAUUGUUGUGGAUGUAAACUGUUUCUGUCCCUCUCGUUCUAAUUUCCAUAAACGCCCGGAAAGUGGGAUUGAUGUGGAUGGGUAAUUGACUUGCUUGGUCUAGAUUUCUUUCUUGCCCUGUCCCAGGACUUGGAGUGAGCUUGUUAUCUCAGGCAUGCAUACUUCCCUGUCUGUCGAUUUAGGGCACGAUCCGAUUUUAAUUCUUUUUGACAAAUCACUGCUGCGAUGAAUGGGAUUUGGCCAAUUCCAGCCAUUUCCAUCAUAUGGUUUAUGCAUCUAUUUCUGACUCUCUUGAACUGCACUUGCUUACAUGGCGGCAGUUUCUCCCACAACAUAAUAGAAUAUUGUGUAGAAUUCUAACGAAGGCCUUUUGUUCGGCACUUCCCUUAUUACAUCAUAGUGCCUGUUCAGCCAAGACUGCUUUUUUUCUUUCGCUGAACAAUGAUGUUAACUCCAGUAUAGGGAAAAUGCAUGGAAAAAGGUCUGACAAACAGGCAGUAUGAAAUUAUCCGUGCCCCUCGCCCUUUUACACUUUUGUUGCUUGCACAAAAGUGGACUUGCAGCCCCCCCACCCCGGUGUUUUGUUUAGCAGGCUUUCUAGUUGCCUGCUGCAGUGUCUGACUUUUUGUUUCUGGAGCACUGUAUGCUUCCAGGUGUGAUUAAGUGCUCGCCACCCCCAAUUUCUGGAAAGCAGGGUGCCACCACCACCAGUGUGUAUUCAACACUAACAGUUUGCGUGUUUUCCCUUCAAAUGCAUGUGUUGAAGGCGAGAGCAAUGGAGGUAGGUUUGGGAGGGGCACUGCAGUCGGGCUCCGGACUGGCUCCAGAGCACAGCGGGCAUGGCUGUCUGCAGGCAUGGCUAGGCCGGGCACGACGCAGCGCUGCCAAGGCCCUUCCAUCUCAGUGCAAGCUGACAGGUUAGGAGCCUCCCGCAAACAAGGUGCAGGAGGUGGACACAACUCGCUUUGAGAGGAACAAGUAGGCUGCUUAUUCCCCGAUUAGAUUUCUCAUAUUUUAUAUUAUUUGUAGAUCACCGUGAGUCUCUUGAAAAGGGCAUCUUGGAAACAACAUAGAAUCACAGAACUGUAGAGUUGGAAGGGACCCUGAGAAUCAUUUAUUCCAACUCCCUGCGAUGCAGGAAUAUGCAGCUGUCCCAAACAGGGAUCGAACUUGCAUCCUUGGCAUUAUCAGCACCACGCUCUAACCAGCUGAGCUAUCCAAGCUCGGUAGUAAUUAUUCAGCUAUGCAUUACUCAGUAGUAAUAAUAUUUGCUGUGUUGAUGAAGGCUUAAAUUCAUGAGCUCCACCCCCUCAAAGUCACUGGACGGCUUUGGAAAUAAGUUUAAUGAUACUUGAAAUCAUAACAUAGCCAGCAUUAACUUCUCUUUGUAUUUAUUUACUGUUACUGAUAUCCUAACUUUCAGGAUGUAAAUCCCUCCUAGGUGUCUUAGGGGAAACUGAAAUACAUUUUUUAAACUACAGUGAACAAUAUCAACAUACAAAAAAAUAAUAAUAAUUCAGGAUACUCCUCACCAAGCACUUGGUGAUGAAAUGACAGUAGUGAGUAAGUGACAGCCCAACUAGAGCAGGCUCUGAGGUGGUCCUCACCUCCCUGUCUCCCUCUCUCUUCUGGAAUCCUUCUCAUAGGACAGCUGACGGUAGAUGGUUCUGCUGAGGAUUGGCCUUUGGCAGAAUACCCAAUGUGUUGUUGCAACAUGAUAACCAACAUGGUGCCCUCCAGAAUGCAGACCUGAACUCCCAUCAGGCCCAGGCAGCAUCGUCUGUGGCCAACGAUGAUGAGUUCUAGUCCCGUAGCAUCUGGAGAGCACCACGUUGGCUGCCCCUGGGCCAAGCAUGCAUGACACUUUACACAAUAACAAACGACAGGACCCAGGGAUCUAGUACUCUAAAUUUCACCAGUUAUACAUAGUUAGGCUUCGUUUCAGGUGGGGUGGGGGAAUGAUGGAAGAAAUCUUUGUCAAGUCAUGGGCCCCAGAGAAAAGGAAGGCUUUCGUGGAUUUAGAGAAAGAGGUUUAUCCUAAAUAAUCCUCACCCAUCAUGACUGAAAAAUUCACUAAGGAUAUAAAACAAGUGACACUUGUUACUGGACCCUCUUCUGGGAUCGGCACUGUGCCAGUUGCCUUUAAAGCUCACCGUAGCAACCAACCGCCGUGUACCUUCUCACAUGGCUGCUUCGUCUGCAGUAAGCAGAGUGGCUGGGGAACCUAGCCAGGUGGGAAGGGUAUAAACAAAUUACAGUGGUGCCUCGCAAGACGAAAAGAAUCCGUUCUGGGAGUCUCUUCGUCUAGCGGUUUUUUCGUCUUGCGAAGCAAGCCCAUUGAUGGGAUUAGCGGAUUAGCGCUAUUAGCGCUAUUAGCGGCUUUUAGCGGCUUUUAGCGGCUUUUAGCAGCUUAUCAGCUUAUCGGAUAAGCAGAUAAGCGGCUUAGCGACUUAGAAAAAGAGGGGGAAAGGGGAAAAAAAACCCAGGAACUCGCAAGACAUUUUCGUCUUGCGAAGCAAGCCCAUAGCAGAUUCGUUUUGCGAGGCACCUCCAAAACGGAAAACUCUUUCGUCUAGCGAGUUUUCCGUCUUGCGAGGCAUUCGUCUUGCGGGGCACCACUGUAUUAUUAUUAUCUGUUACCUUUCUCCUGUGUUUCUCUGCACUUCUGGUCCCUAUGUUUGCUUGUCCUCUUUCAUCUUUUACUUCAAACUCCUUGGCAUGAGAUAAUUCUAAUUUUGCAUGCAAGUGUCAGAUACAACCCAAUGCAGCCCUGGGUGGCCUUGGAAUACAAACAAGCGUGGUUGGUUUUUGUUGUGCAUAAUUUCUGGCAUCCUUUACUCUCGUGGACAGCAUUUUAUUUUAAUUUACUAUAAUGAGUUAUUUUACAUGAUGCUGUUGUUCCUAGUUCGUUACAUUCCCAAGAGUUUACUAAUUGAGCCUUGAUGACCAAAUCUUCACGCAAUCCCCAUAAACACUGCUUGCUCGGUAAGAGCUAGCAAGGGGGAAAUAAGUCAGUGGCUAAGCCCCAGAGAGUUCACUGUAUGGGGGCUGCCCUUUGCCAAUGUUCCCUGCAUCCCCCAAAGGUGGUAACAUCACCACAACAUGCAAUAUGGAAGCUGAUAAUAGGAGGAAAAUUUUCCAACCCCUGCAGUGCAGUAAUAAUCACAACCUCGGCAGUGGCAGGGCUACCACCUUGAACUCUAUAGUGAUCAACAUCUUGCCACACAUGACUAAGAGAGUGCAUAGUUUGCCAGGUGUUUAUUCCACUUAAGAACAGACUUGAUGGGGAAAUUUAACAGGAAUUGAUUCAAGAAAGACUGUAGCGUUAGGUUCAGGUAAAGAGAAGAGGCCAUAGCUCAGUGGUACAGCACAUGCCUUGCAAGCUGGUUCCAUGUUCAGUCCUUGAUUAUCUCUAUUUAGAGGGGUUGUAGUUAGCGAGCCUGAAAGAGACCUCCGCUUGGGACCUUGGAGGGCUGGUGCCAGUAAGGACAGCCGUUGCUGGACUUAGAUGGAUCAGCGGCCUCACUCUGAGUAAGGCAGCUCCAUAUGUUGAUACGCUGUUCUGAGACUGUUGUCAAGGGUAGUCUGUUGGAAUCUUCUGCUUUGCACCUUCUGCCUUCUUCAGGUGAUUUUCUGUCUUCCUCCCUUUCUUCUCCCCCUUCUCUCUUCUCUGCCCUCCCUGACAGAAUGGUUUUGAGCCUAUCUUAGUGUUUGAGAUUGACAGUAAUACCAACACCAUUAAAAGGAGGCCGGGGACACUCAACCAGGUGAAGAGCAUGCAGCGUGUGACUGUCUUGGCUGGAUUUACGUUUCCUGCUUACCUGAUACUGAGGGCAGCGUUGAUCCCUACUCUUGGCCUGUCCUGUCAUGAGCUGAUUUAAAGCGGAGCCCGAGGGAGAGUUUUCAUGUCCAGCUAAUGGAGCCAAGAACCACCCUUGCUUAAUGGAUGACUCUGCAGAGAGUUGGUGGUCCAUGUGCACCAUGUCUGGACGAGUUAAGCUGGGGGAGGUCACGCAAGAUACAAUAAACUAAAAAUGUAAGAUCAGCCUUGCUGAAUGAGACUGAGAAGGUCCAUCUAAUCAAAGAAUCACAAAGUUGGAAGGGACCACACGGGUCAUGUAGUCCAACCCCCUUCAAUGCAGGAAUUUUUCACCCAAGGUGGGGCUCGAACCCACAACCCUAAGAUUAAAAGUCUCAUGCUCUACCGACUGAGCUUCCCAGUUGGCAGCCAGUUUCUUUUGUGAGGCCCAAAGCAAGAGGACACAAAAGAAAGACCUCUGCUGUUGUUCUUCCCUCGCAGUUCAGAAAUAUGAAGGGUCCAUUUAGCUAUCGCAGACCCUCUUCCAUGAAUGUGUUUAGUCCCAUUUCAAGGCUGUCUAAAUAGGGGGCCAUCAUCACAUCUGGCGGCAGCAAAUUCCAUGUGAUAACUCUCUGUUGUGUGAGGACGUUCUUUCUCCAGUCUGUCCCGAAUCUGCUACCCAUCACUGGGUGACUCUUGAGUUCAAGUAUUCUGAAAGAGGGAGAAGGGGGAGCUCUUUCCACUUUCUCCAUAAUUGCAUGCAACCCUCCAUCAUAUUUCCCCUUAUUUGUCUCCUCCCCCUUAACUAAAAAACCCACACAUGUUUUAGCUUUUCCUCAUAAGCUCCAGCCCCUGAAUCAUUUUGGUUGCCCUAAGUCAUUGCAAAGACCACAGAAUUUUGGUUUCUGCAUAUUAAAUCCCAUCUGUACCACCAAGAACCACUCCUGGGGCAAUUUUCUGGUUUGCCAUGUGAAUGGGCUAGAAUAGGAUUGCCAAGUAAACGAGUUGUCAAAGAAAAGCAGUUUUAUUCUGACAUGACAUGAUGUCUAACCUGUCUGCAGCAGAAGCUGAUAACUAGCCUGUAAAACUUUUCUUGUUUGCAGAAUCUUGAGCAGCAGAUAAAGGCUGUACUUUCUGGCCACUAAAAUAAACUGCAAAUGCACACCCAUCACUGUGUGUCACUUUUCGUCUGAUGUUUUUGGUGCUUUGCAGACUUCUUUUUUGCAGAGGCCAUUAUGAUUUUUCAUUGUGAAAAUGAUCAGGUCCUGUGCUUGCUUAAUAUUUCAUUCGAAUCAUUUCUGACAAAAGUAAAAAACAAAAAAUGAACAUACUCUAUUAUUAUAGAAGACCUGGUUAUCUGUCAAGCUGGAGAAAGGGCAGAGACAUAGAUGAAGGCAGCCUGUCUUCCGUUCACCCAAACAAGCAGGCCUGACCUAGAAGCCAUUGGAGAGGUCAGGGAUAUCAUUUGACUUCCUCUGGCCUGCUGUUGUUAAAUUCCUAUUGCUGCUCUUGCUGGUUUCUCCUCUUGGUGAGAGCCUGGGUGGUGGAGCACAAGCAGAAUCAAUGGCUGACAUCCUUCAGGUACCAGAGUGAGACCCUCAAAUAGGCUUGUGGGCUGUUCUCUGUAACUAGCUUCUUCUUGGUGACACUUCACACAAGAUGGUGAUUGUGGGUCACUCGCUUCCACCCAUGCAACUCUUCUAAAACCUGGUCCUGAGUUUGGAGCCCACUGCGCCUCCCUCCAACAGCAGAACAAAGAGGAAUAGAGGAAUAUUGGUAGAUGGGCCAGUACACUUGCUGAGUGGUGCUUCCUUGUUGUAUAAAACGAAGUUCUGCCGUCUCCUUAACGUGAACUGAAAAGUCACCCUUUUGUGCUUGCAUUCCUUAACAAGUCCACUUCUCUUGAUUAGUCUGAUUAUCUUGUACAUACAUGCUGGAAAUUGUAAUCAGUGAUAAUAAAGAGUCCUCACAGAAAUGGCAAAAUAUGUCUAAGAACCGGAGAUACUUAUGCAGUUGAAUAUUCACUUCGUACUAAUUUACCUUUGAUUAAAGAUCUUUUCUUUACAUAUAAUCAGUUUUAUCUCCCCCGCCCCCCAUUGGCUAGCUUAGUGGCAGCCUUCCUUAUUUUGUGGCUCUUGUCCCAAAUACAUUUAAUCCUGGCUGUACUAUUCUCCAUUAUUAUAGUCCCAGAAGUGUUAUGCUAAUUUUCUAAGAGAUCCUUUUUAUGGCAUGUAAAUUCCCCCCCCCAUCUUAUGCUCCAUCUUCCUACCCCUAGAAUGAUAUCCUAGAUGUGUAUAAAGCUUAUUUCUGCUGCGUUCUACUGCUUCAUCUUUCUCCUUUAUCCACAGAGUGAUGACAGAUCCACCAUCUCGCCAAAUUCACCCACAGCUCAAACAGGUAAACUUGGGUGAGAAAGCAAAGGGGGAAACAGAUGCAUCACUGAGAUCCUGAAAAGGUUAUCAGCGUGCAAGCUAAGCUGACGGGGUCUUGGCCAUAACCUGUGGACCAGUGUUGCACCACAACCAAGGGUUGCGCCAACACUGCAAGCCAGUUGUGGGUACAGAAGUGCCUUAAGCAAUCCUUUCCACCAGGUAGUUUUAUAGGUGUAAUAAUUGUCAUACUUUCGAGUGUUCAGAGGACUUCACACACAUUGUAAUGACCCUUGAUUUGUAGGAUUGGCCAGCACCGUUCUUCUCCUUUCCUAGAUUAGGGGGUCGGUGGGUGCUGAGAUAGCAUUGCCUUCCCUACAGCCACCUAGUGAGUUUAUGGCAGAAGCAAAACAUGACCCUGUACCUUCCUGAUUCAUACCUCAUUUGUUUUACCUCCAUGCUACGCUAGCUCUCUCUCAGUUCUUUGACUCAGCAGAGAGACGCAGCUCACUUCCACACAAGUAAAGUAAGGCAAUAAAAAAGUUUGUCUCCAAAUGAAGCUAGGUCCAGAAAACUCCCUAAUCAAUUGUCAUGGUUAAGUAAUGGCACAUGAGCCUUUCUUCCACUGAUACAUCUUGCCUGUGAUGUUGGGCCAAACCAAAAUAUGACCACAGCUGGAGAUAAAACAGGCUAUUAGGCUGCAGCUGUGAAAAUCCAUUGUACUGGGAGAAAACUAUUUUGUAUGGGUUCCUAAAUGCAGGACUGUUGUAGCCCGAGCUCCAUUGCAUUGGCUUUGUUUUUCUGGACUGAGGCUCCUUUGGAUGUUCCUCAGGUUGUGAAAUUGUGAUAAAAUAGAGAAGACUUUUUUCCAGAGGGUACUGAGGAAUGUCCAUAGACAUCUAGAAUGGGCUGGUCUUCCCCUCACAUCUUUAUAACACUCAGCAAUAAGUUUGCCGGUUUAAAAACAUGUCCUUCCAAAUAUUGUUCUGCUGAGCUGACAGCAUGUUUUUGCAUGUCCACAUUCAGUUCACCUGUCCGCUCCAUAUCCUGGUCCAGCUGUUGCUGCUGCUCCUCCUUCCUACAGAAAUCCUCCCCAGCGUCCUGAGAGCUUCCUUUUUCGGAAUGUUGCCAGGGAUGAAGUGAGCAAAGGUAGGCUACACAAACUGGACCUGUGAGGGUGUGGCUUGGUGGUCUCUGUUAGCCCUUUGGAACAUAGGGAGCUGACUUAAACCAAGUCGGGCCAUUGGUCCAUAUAACUCAGUAUUGCAAACCUGACCGGUAGCAGCUCUCCUGGGUUUCAGCCAAUAAUAAUAAUAAUAAUAAUAAUUUAUUAUUUAUACCCCGCCCAUCUGGCUGAGUUUCCCCAGCCACUCUGGGCGGCUUCCAAUCAAGAGUUAAAAACAAUACAGCAUUAAAUAUUAAAAACUUCCCUAAACAGGGCUGCCUUCAGAUGUCUUUUAAAAAGAAGAUAGCUGCUUAUUUCCUUCACAUCUGAAGGGAGGGCGUUCCACAGGGCGGGCACCACUACCGAGAAGGCCCUCUGUCUGGUUCCCUGUAACCUUACUUCUCACAAUGAGGGAACCGCCAGAAGACCCUCGGUGCUGGAUCUCAGUGUCCGGGCAAAACGAUGGGGGUGGAGAUGCUCCUUCAGGUAUACAGGACCGAGGCUGUUAAGGGCUUUAAAGGUCAGCACCAACACUUUGAAUUGUGCUCGGAAACGUACUGGGAGCCAAUGCAGAUCUCUCAGGACCGGUGUUAUGUGGUCCCGGCGGCCGCUCCCAGUCACCAGUCUAGCUGCCGCAUUCUGGAUUAAUUGCAGUUUCUGGGUCACCUUCAAAGGUAGCCCCACGUAGAGCGCAUUGCGGAAGAUAGCUAGAGCAUGCACCACUCUGGCAAGACAGUCUGCAGGCAGGUAGGGUCUCAUCCUGCGUACCAGAUGGAGCUGGUAGACAGCUUCCCUGGACACAGACUUAACCUGCGCCUCCAUGGACAGCUGUGAGUCCAAAAUGACUCCCAGGCUGCGCACCUGGUCCUUCAGGGGCACAGUUACCCCAUUCAGGACCAGGGAGCCCCCACACCCGCCCGCCCCCUGUCCCCCAAAAACAGUACUUCAGUCUUGUCAGGAUUCAACCUCAAUCUGUUAGCCGCCAUCCAUCCUCCAACCACCUCCAGGCACUCACACAGGACCUUCACCGCCUUCACUGGUUCUGAUUGCAGGACAAGGGAUUGAACUUAGGACCUUUUCCAUUUAGAGCAUGUGCUCUACCACUGACCAGUGGAUCUUCCCCUACAUCGGAGCCAAGUUGCGUUGCACAGAGCAGUUGCUUCAUUAACUAGGCUGAAGGGUAUGCUCUAACAAGCAGCAGAUGAAGUGAUUAACCUGUGAUUGGGCUUUCGCUCUUGGGAAUGCAAAGUGGAGGGGGCAGUGGGGCUUAUGUGGCUGAAGGAUGGCUCCCGCACACUGCAUAUGGUCCUUUAUUAUUUUCUUGUCUUUUCUAGCCGCUGCAUCACUGCCUUCUUCUGCAUCGACACCUGCUAAUAGCACUGAAGACCAUAGUGAAAACCACAGUUCCAAGCUGCAGGAAGAAGAGGUUGAGCUGAUAGAGCAACUGCGGAAAGUAUGUGGCAAAGUUUUCUCCGUUGCUUUGGAAAGAUGGGCUUGCUAAAUAAGUUCAAGGCAAAUCUGUUCCAGGGGUAGCCAACCAAAUGACCACCAGAUAUUGUUGGACUUUAACUCCCAUGAGCUCUAGCCAGCAUGGAAUCCUUAAGGAAUGCUAGAGAUGUCCGUGGCAUUCUGGAUUUUAAAAAAUCUUGCAUGUCACAACUUGUUUAUCUGGCAGAUGUGCUGCAUUUCAUUACUGCACUGUGGGCUGCAUCCUGUGUUGUGGUGUUUGUACACAAGAGUGUUCUUGCAAUUAGUCUCAUGACUAAAAAGUAAUGUGAGAAGGAUUUAUAAAUGUCUACUCCUGCAGAACCACUCCCAGUUUCUCAGCACACUUCUUUCUGAUUUGUUGCAAAUCAGGUUCCCAGAUAACUUAGUUUAAUUGCAGGAGGAAAACAUUUGGGAGUACAGAAUGUUGCCCUUGGCUGCAUUUGGACAAUUGCAUCUUGGCUUAAUAAGCUGAGGUAUGAAUGAGCCAUGGCACUGCUGUAUGCAGCGGUUUUGCAGAAAAGCCAGGGAGUCUUCAGUUAACUAUGGUUGUCCGUUACAUUAGAACUGGGAAACUGUGGUUUGUAACUUAGGAGGAAGCCAGGACACGAAACCAGCUUCAAACUAUGGCUUCUUAUCCUGGCUUGUUCCGAAGCUGUUAAGCACAGUUUCCCAGUUCUAAUGUAACUGGAAACUAUAGUUUGCUUGCUCAUGCAGAGUAAGGAGCAAAGUGGCUGCUUGCAGAGCAUGAGAUUUGCUGGUUAUUUUGCUGAGAUAAUCCGAACACAGCCAUAUCCUCAUCUAAUGAUGUCUGUAGGGUGUACUUUACAGAUUUCUUGCAACCUAUUUAAAGUUUGUCUCUAGGUAGCAUGUAUUGUGGCGGCGGCAAUGAACUUGAAAGUUUCUCACCUCUUUCCCCUCUUUUUUUCAGAAAAUUGAAUCACGGUUGAAAGUGUCUUUGCCCAGCGAUCUUGGAGCAGCGCUGACUGAUGGCGUGGUGCUCUGCCAUUUAGCCAAUCAUGUGCGGCCUCGUUCUGUUCCUAGUAUUCACGUCCCGUCGCCAGCUGUUGUAAGUAUCCCGUUAAGAGCGCUGUGGCUGCCUGAUAGAAUCUGUACCUGUUUUUCAAAUUUGAUUCUGUCUUCUGGCUUGAAAGGCCCUCAAGCAAUGAAACAGCAGAUGACUGCUAAAGAUAAGCAAUAGUGUAAAAUGACAAAAGCAGAACUACAGAGCAGUGGUGAUAAAAUAAUUAUUAUUGAUUUAUUUUAUUUUUUAUUAACUUUGUAUAGCACCCUUCAUCUGAAGAUCCCCAGGGUGGUUCACAACAGAAAAAUGCAGAAUGAGAAUACAAAAUAGAACAAAAACAAAUCAAUUAACCCCCUCCCACAAAUACAUAGGAGCCAGAAGGAAAUUAGCUGCACAAAAUUCCCAGCAUAUUCUGGAGAGAAGUUGUCUGCUGCAGGGAAGACCCUGCACCUCAAAGAGGUCAGCCUGACUUCUGAUAAGGAAACAUGCCCCAUCCCAGUCCCAAAGAUCUCAGUCUACAGAGAUAUUAGUUUCUUCAAAUUUCUCUUUAAUGUUGCUACAAACAACCCUUGAUCUCUGUGUCAAUAAUAUUCAACAAGAGCUGCAAGCACCUAUGGCUACAGUGGCAAACACUGCAGUUUUGCAUUGUAAGAACCCCCGAAUCUUGUGUCAGCUGCUUUUGGCAUGCAAAUAUUCCAUGCAAAUCCAGACCUUCACUAAUUUGUCUGGCUCUAUAGGCAGCUGCUUUAACUUAAUUUCUGGCUGACCAGGAUAGUGGGGUGAGAGUAAGAGAGGAGUUUGGGCCUCAGUGAGCAAGAGGUGCACACCUAGAGACAGUAGUAGUAGUAGUAGUAGUAGUAGUAGUAGUAGUAGUAAUACCCCACCCAUAUGGCUGGGUUUCCCCAGCCACUCUGGGCAGCUUCCAACAAAAUAUUAAAAAUACAAUAAAACAUCAAACAUUAAAAGCUUCCCUAAACAGUGCUGCCUUCAGAUGUCUUCCAAAAGUCAGAUAGUUUCUUAUUUCCUUGACAUCUGAUGGGAGGGCGUUCCACAGGGCAGGCGCCACUACUGUGAAGGCCCUCUGCCUGGUUAAGGGACAGCUGGCAGAGAAGUAUAUGUGGGAACAGCCAUGCUGUCAUAUGUACUAUUUUUCUUCCUAACUGAAAUUUCUAGGGACCCACACUAUUGACUCCUAGCACAAAAAUAUCUUUAGCAUUCUGGUUUAUCUGUAAGGCACUGCUGAGUUAAGAAUGACAUGGUCCUCCUUUCUUCUGCAGCCUAAGUUAACCAUGGCCAAGUGUAGACGGAAUGUGGAAAAUUUCCUGGAAGCUUGCCGAAAGAUUGGCGUGCCUCAGGUAAAAGAGAAAACCUUCUGUGUUUAUUUUGCACUGCAUGUACUCAUUUUAUAUUAUUGAGAGCCCGACAUUUCAUAGCACCAGUUCCUGCACGGGGUUGGGGGCCACAGUGGAAAUAAAUGCCUAGAGAUGUAACCUACCAUAUUGCAGCCAAUCAAGCCACUCCAGUAAUAAGCACCCUUUGUCCUUCAAUAAUGCCUAUAUGCAGACUUGCAUUCAGAAUAGGCUCAACGGAAAGUGUGUUAAUGAAAAUGUAGCAAAUCAGGAAGUGAAAUCAUGCUCCUGUUUAUUCCAGUUCAUCUAAGUGCCUUAUCAGGGCUUGCCCAGUCUUGCUCAGUGCAUUGAGUAAGAUGUGAGGUCUUGCGUUAGAAAUCAGGUUUAGUUCUGCUGUUGGCUUCUGUUUAUGAAGAAGGACGGCAGAGGCAAACAGAACACUGGGUACAAUAAAUAUAAUUGUAUCUUACAAGUCUGAGAAGUCUUGUCACUAAUCUCAUUAGUCUACCUAUUUUAUACCUUCUGGUACUUGUUCUUGGAGACUGUACUCAGUAUGAAAAUUCAGCUGUAUGAAAGAUUUGUACCAUUGGCUAUUCAAAUGGGGUUCUGUGUUCUGAAUCAUUCCCACGCCCUCAGAUAUGCUUGGAGUUGGAUGUAGGUAUGCCAGAGAGCGCAGGAGUGCUCCAGAAUAUCAUACUUGAUGCUACUACAGGCAGAAUUUUUCUGCACUGUGUAGUUUGGGGGGUUUUUUUGGUCUGGAGAGAAACUUUGGGGUCACUCCAGUGAAAACCAUAGUCCCAAGCUUGACCUAGUGUGAUGUAUGGUAUUUGAGAAGAAGUGGAAGGACUAGCUGACUGUAUUUCACUUAUUUAAAGUGAUAUGUUUGCAGCUAGAUCCUGUGACAUUUGACCUGGUCUCUGAUGGUAGGUAUCCAAUAAUAUAUUCCUAUAUUCAGCAGUUGACAUCCUAAUCUGGACACUGCAAUAACAAUUUUUGGACUUGACACUUCAUCUUCCCAGUUGCUGCAGGUGCUGACUUUAGGCAGAGACUCUUCCAAGGCAGCGCUGCAGACAUUCAGCACAUCCUAGUCCAAUUGUCAGCUCCUUUUGCUUCUGGAUUCUGCUCACCAUCCUUCAGAGAGCAGCCCAGUUGGUGCAAAAACGAGGCUUGACCGUGUGUGCUGCAGGUUUUUAGCACAGAUACUUUUCAGUCGUUUGGUUUCAUUAUAUUGCAUGUGAAACAUUAAGUCUUUAAGUGCUGUAAUACUGUUUCUGGUGGCAAUGGUCCGCUCUCCACCUCUUGAUGAUAGCCGAGUCAUAAUUGCUACAAGCAGUUGCUUUUCCAAGAGAUCCCUAGAUCUUUACCACGAAGAGCAGUAUUGACUGUGUCGGGUUAUUACUUGUCUGUGUGUUUUGAACAACCAGCAUUUGGCAGGUGUAUAAUCGAGAUGCCAAAGUCUCACACUCCAUAAGCGGCAUAUAAAAUCCACUACCAGCCAAGGACUUAAAGCCUCCUGCACAAACCUCUCACCGAAAUCCCCUCUCAACUCUCCCCACCCCAUGUGUUACCUGCUGUCCCCUUUACCUGCUAUCCUCAGAGAGGCCCAGAUGCAUACCUCUAGCCCCAGCCUUCCUUGUCCCCCUGCCUUGCUGGCUUGCACUCUUUUUCUCCUCCUUCCUGUUGUUGCCCCUCUUGCUUCCACUGCGUGACCCUAGCCAUCACCUGACCACUCCCUGUGGGCAGGAUAAGGAAGAGUGGAAGCAGGAGCUGUGCUUCAACUAGCCAGGAUCUGCAAGCAACUCUCAGGUUGCAGUUUGCCAGUCCCAUGUGUUUUGAGUUUGGAACAUAGCAGGAAUAAAUGAGUUGUCUUCUGCUGCCGCCUUCUGUGCCUCUUUUCCAUAUCCCAUUUUGCCAGCUGAAAGGCCUUCAUUCUCAUCUUCAUAGUAAUAGCUCUUGGAGUUGGCUGCCCCUUGGAGUUAACAAAAGGCCAAGUGAAAGAGCUAUUCAGCUCACCCAGCAGCACUCUCUGCAGUCUGACAAUUCAAGAUGAGUCGUGGUGGUGGCUGAGCUGAUGAGGCUGGAAGCCAUUUUCUUUGCUUGGGGGAAUCCGCUUCUGUUCAGCUUUGGUGUAGACCAGAGAGAAGCAGAAGGUUGUGUAGACCAGGUUGAAGCCGAAAGUGUCAAGUAGGUUCAAGCCAAGGAUGUUGCUGGGGCUCAGUGGGUGACCUGAAGGCAUUGUUGGUGCUAGCCAUCACAAGGAAGAGCAAGAGUCAUGCUUGAUGGACCCAAGACCCUGAGUAGGAGUGAGGACAGGGGUUGGGGAGAUGGGUGGGAGACACCCGGGAGCCAGAGACCAGCCACUUACGCCAUUGCUCUGAUGUCUGGGAGUUUGUGGGUUGACACCAGUGACCUAUCCAGCACUUUGCCCAACUCAGCAUAACAAAGGAUGCUGAAACUGAAGUCUGGCUGUUUUGAGAAUAUAUCCCCCAACAAUUUUGAGGAAGCUUAAUUAAGUAUAUUUCUUAUAACCAAGAAUACACAUGGGGUGGGAUUCAGCACUGCACCCUUCCAAUCUUUCCAUCAGCACAAGCAUUCCAGGUUGCCCGAUGGAACAAUAUCACAUCGCCUUCCCCUCUGUCCGCACGCUGUUCUGGGGUUCUUCCUGACCACCCAGCCCCAGUGUUAGGGCGGAAAUGCCUUGUUGCACAAGUGGAAGCAUCUGUGCACAAUUUCCUAUGACGGGCCUCAUGAGGUGAAUCCUACCCGUAAUCUGUGGAAAUUUGACAUAACUCAGAUCCUACACCUAGAGAAAUGGGGAUCCUUUAUCCUUUUAAAAUAAAAACUGCUGCUUCUUAUAGUUUAUAGGGACUCUGAAGCACAUGUAGAGCUCUAUGCAAAACAGGAUCUGGUCUAUACUCUUCACUGUUGGGGAACAUGUCAGGCAGUGAUGGCAAUAAGAGAUCCUGCCUGCACCAAGUACCACUUGGUCUCGGUCUCUCUCUCUCUCUCUCUCUCUCUCUCUCUCUCUCUCUCACACACACACACACACACACACAGUGUUGGACCCGGGACAGGCAUGUGGUGCCUCCCGUUGGGUUUGUGUUGUACCAGUAAUAAAGAGAAAGGUGUUCGCAUGGUCCUAUGUAGAAAUACUUACCUUUUGAGAGGGCAGAUGAGAUCCCUUUUUAAAGCUGUUCUCUAAAGGUAGCAUCUUGCAUAGAGCCACAUUCCCCUUCUGCCGUGCCCGCAUGCCCAUGUUUAGCUAAGUGGUUUAGUGGGCACAGUGCGACAGAAACACAUUUGGGGGUUGAUGUGCUUUGCACCCUCACAACCAUCCACCACCUCUGCCGGGAGAAAAGUGAAAAGUCCAAAAAUUGCAAACUUUUUUUAAAAAAAUGAAAAUGAAACGUGUUGCAUGAUGGUACACUGGUUUACCUAUGCAGGAUACUACACUCAGAGACCAACUUUGCAUUCCCAACCAAAAAUGGGUGCACUUUUGGGGUGUUUUCCAUGCACCACGCUCCCAGUUUAAAUAACACCCCUUCCUGAAAAAUGAAGGCCUGAUUGUGCCAGUAUGUUUUAUGGCUGUUUUCUUCCAAUUGAACAGCAAUAUAAGAAUAGAGGUAAGAACACUGAAGGACCCUUUUGUGAAAAAUGGAUGACCCUGGGCUUUCUUGUCUACUUCAUGGAUUCUUGCAUGACUGAUGACUGACGCUAAUUUUUUUCUGUCUGUUUUCCCUUCCUGCUCACACUUUGGACAGGACAAACUCUGUUCCCCUUCUGACAUUCUCCAGCUAAACCUCAGCAUUAAAAGGACAGUAGAAUCUCUUCUUUCUCUGGGGGCAGAUUCAGAAGAACCGAAUCUUGUCUCCCUUUCCACCCAGCUGUGUGGCUUUGCAGCAUUUUACUGUGCUCUGAUGCUAAUGCUCUGUGUGUUCUAUCGCUGGGUCUUUUUCCUCUAGCUAAAGCUCAAGGGUGCCAUGGACUUAACUCCAGCUCUUCCAAGCGGUUGGUAAACGGUCUGUGUUUCAGUCGAGAAUUUUGUAUGUGUACGUUGUUCCUGAUCCACCAGCAAUCUGCUCUGUGUGAUGUGAAAAACUCUCUUGCUGAUAAUGACCUAGUCAGGCAGAAUUUGCUGUUAGAUAAGUGAAAGCUCCCUUAUAUUAUGUGGCUGGAAUACUUUAUGCAAAACAGAAGGGGGGUUACACUUUGUAGAAAUCUAUUUUAAUUGCACAACGGUGGAUAUUUUUGUAGAACAGGAAGUUCACCCACUUCCUUUGGGAGGGAGGGAGGGUUGGUAGAGACAGUGAUGGACACUUGAUUCUUGGAACUCACAGAACACUUGAAAAACCGGGAUACAGUGUUGAAGGGAGACACUCCCUCACCAUAAGAUUUUUCCAUCUAGACCUCCUUUGGUUUCUUAAGGAUUAAGCAAACAAUGAAAUGCAUCUACACCUUUUUCUCCAAGUGCUAGGAAUAUCACCAUCCUUUUUAAAACAAAAAGUGGCGAUUGUUCAGGAUUCCUCAGAAACCUCAAGCCUAAGCAUCAGAGGCCUUAUUUUCAAGCAGUGCAGAUGGGCAAUAUUCCUUCCUGUCUCUGAGGCACUGCUAGAUUUGCAGAGCAGGCUGUGUUACACAGCAGAACGUGGAGAUUGCAGGUUUUUACAGCCAAUGCAGGUUUUAUUACAGUGGCAUUAUCCACCCAAAUAGCAGUUUGCACUGAUGGUCUACGAUGCAGGAGGGGCUCAUGAAAAAUGGCUUCUCAUCUUCUUAGACCAGAAAAUCCACAGCAUGCCAUUUUUUUCUAGUGAUCUCUACUUUAUUUAGAAUACUUACACAAGUUCCUCUUUGCUGUUACAUUGCUCAGUCUGAGCAGACCGCUAGUGUGAGCAAAUAUCUGUACCAGCAAGUCUGCUACCUUAAUCCUGUCUGCACCAGCUGUUAGUGUUGUCUUCAGCUACUGGUGAUGUCUAGCACUGGGAAAAUGCAACCCUUUGCCUUGCGUUUCCUCACCUCCUUCUGGGCUCACGUUCAUAUUUGCACACAUGUGUGCCAAUGUCACAAAUGUAUUGACUUGUUUAUUUCACCAUUAGGAUUUCUCAGUUGAUCUCUGCUGUCACAAAGAAUUUAAGAGUGAGAGGCAUUCGACUUUCUAGCAAAUGCACACGAGCAAGUUGUUGAAAUCCUCAGCUUUAAUACCAGUCCUGUAGCUUUCCAAUAAAUAGUGACAGCACUUUUAAGGAGCAGCGCCUUAUCUGAAAUACCGUUCACACUGUUAUUGAUUAAUUAGGUGCUUUCAUGUUUAUAGACAUACUCAGAACAAUGUGUAACAGUGUUCAGCAAGCUGGACAGUUCCCAUUUGGGGCUGAUGGCAUUUGUCCUUGUUGUGGUUUGGUGGAACUGGGGUGCAAAUAUUUCUGCUGGUGCUCAGCCUUGAAAGGGUCUAGUGGGGUAAUAAAACCAGGGAUGGAGAAAGUAAGUUAACCCACUGAAACUCUAGCCCCUGGAAGCCCUGCUCAGUCUGCCGUCUGGCUUCUAAGAUUUCGCCAGACAGUUGCCUGCUCCCACCCCCCCCCAACCCCAGUUUAACAGCUCCCUCUCCCCAUGGAUGGAGCACCGAGGCUUCGUUCCACCACCCUCAGCCAGCCUUACAGAAUGGCUUCUUGACUCGUUUUGUGUAGCUCAGGUACCAGCCAGGUUGAUGCUUCAGCCUUUCUUGCCUAUCCAUGCACUCUGCUCCUGCCUUUCUCAGGGAGACCUUUGCUCUUAACGUGGAUCUCAAAGCACAAGCGUUUGCCCUUCUGCCUUGAGGAGGUGUACCAUUGGAAUCGCCUCACCCUGGCAGUCACCAGUUCACACGUUUUAGGAUUUGUCCUGCUCCGGUUGGCUGGGAGCCAAAAGCUCCACAAAGCAAGAACAAAUUCAGUUAUGUUUUUAAGAAUGUGCACAUUUAAGUACUGCUGUAACCAAAUACAAAGUAGGGGGACAUCUUAGGCCUAGAAUGAGUGUCAGAGCAGCAAGUUGCUCCCCAUAUGUGAAAAUGAGAAUAUGAAAGUUGAACACAUGCAGUUAGGCUCAUGAACAGACACAUCAUUCUCUAACCUUGUUGCAUGUGUUUGAAUAGCUUUUGAAUUGGCCUCUUCUGUCAAAUAAUGAGUGCUUUAUGACUGUUGAUUCCUAAAUGGGAAGGCUCCUAGCAAGCAGAACUCCUGCCUUUGUGAAUUCUAGAAGACAGUGUUACCAAAAGACCUUUCUCCACUUUGAAUGAAUGGGUAUUAUUUUUGCGCUCAUCCUCUUGUCUCAAAAUGUUUGGUCCAUUACUGCAGGUGUAGCUAUGAUUAUACCUGGCCUCUGCCUCACUUUAGGCUAACCUGAGUUAGGUCUGGGGUUUUUUUUUUUUUACCUUUUUCUGAUCCCCUUUAGUCCAUGUUUAUAGUGGCAUUUUGCUGAAUUCAGGUAACGUUGGGGCUGAGUGCCUGGUUUGCCUGCUCUGCUUGCCAGAAAUCCCAAGCUUUCUGCAUCUCAUUGUGUAUGUGGAGGAGGCUAUCAUAGUCACACGAGGUGCACCGACAGACCACUAAAAGUGCAGGUGCCAAAGCGGGAAUGUGUGUGGGAUUCAGUGUGGUUCGGUUACAGGUGUUCCACCUGUGCAAGCCUAUCAGCUUGUCAGAUGGAACUAUGCCUCCUCCCCUCCUCCACAAUGUUCUGGGGUUCUUCUGACCCCCCCUUAAGCCAAUUUUAGGGGGCGGGUGGGGGGAGUGAGGAGGAGAAGAAACCCCAUGACUCAGGCUUCGGCUGACAGGGUUCAUUAGGUCAGUGCUCCCCAACCUUUUUAUCGCCGCGGACCGGUAAAUGUUUGAUAAUUUUUCUGUGGCCCGCUUGUUUUGAGCUGAGUCCCCCACCCUCCGUGCACUUACCUCACGGCAGCUUCUCUUCAGUCCCCGCGUCUCCGACCUCGAGUCCUCAGUCCUCCCGUGGCGCCUCCUCCUCGGCCAAUGGCGUGAGGUUUGCCUUUCGGCCAAUCAGGAAGCAGGAGGACCCGCUCCCUGAUUGGCCAGGAGGAGCAUCAGUGUAACAAUAGCGAAUUUUCAUUCGCUAUUGUCACACAAUGGGCGGGCUUGGGAGGGCGCAAUGCUCUGCGCCUCAGCCGCCCGCCACAGUGAAAUGAUUUGAAGUUCCUCGGGCGGCCCGGUGCCAAUUGAUCCACGGACUGCCACCGGGCCACGGCCUGGGGGUUGGGGAACACUGCAUUAGGUGACUUCUGUCUUCUGCGAUGAAAAGAAUGAAAAUUCUGCACCCAGAAUUCUGCAACCUAUAUAAAAUAUUGUGCGGAUUGGAGAGGCUUGCAUAAUUUAUUCUGGUUUUGCCAGCCAUGGGGAAAGGCAGUGAUUUGUACAUGGCACUGAUAUCUUGCUGACUGAAAUCUUACUCAGCCACCUUCAGAGAUUUGCAGCAGUCAUUUCCCAAAAUGUAUAUCAAGCAUAUCUUCACAGCCAUAAGGGCUAGCAAUCUUUUUUUAAAAAAUAAAAAGACAAGUUUCUCAAGCAGAUGUAUUCUUUGCUCCUGCAGGAGUUGCAACACAUGCAGUGAUUGCAUGCGUCCAGUUUUUGCAAACCACCUGAUUGCUCAGAUAAUCCCUGCUAUUCCAAAGGGGUUGUCAGGAUUUUCACAGGUGGGCCAGCCCACGCAGAACAGUUUUGCAUUUAAGCCACCAUGCGGCCUUUGCCAACCUGGUGCCCUCCAGUUGUUUUGGAUUACAACUCGCAUCAGUCCCAGCCAGCACAGCUGAAGGGCAGCAGCUUGGUGAAGGCUGCAGUAGAGCACUGUAUCUUCUUUUUUAAGAGGGAUGGUGGUGCUCCCAUACCUUUUAAAAUAGUGCCCUUGACCGUCGAUCAGCCAGGAUGCUGGUGUUUGAGCUUUAGCCGGCUGAAUCACUGCAUUUUCCCACAAUGAGCUCUUACGUUUUGUGCAAUAAUCACAGAGCUAGAGGCUCUAAAUGUCACCAGCGCUUGGGGUCCUUCCCCACAAAUUCUGCUCUCAGUCGCCUCCUAUGUGGCACAGCCAUCAAGCCUCUUCCACUGCCGCCUUUAAGAGUUUCCUGGGUGCCCACUUCCCUCCACAAUGCCUUCCUUUUGCCCCUUCCUAGACUGGGCGGCAUCUGCUUAGCAACUGUCACCUCGGCCCUGAGGCUAACGCCUCACCUGUCAGGCUGGGGAAUGUGAUACUCAAGAGUGGCUUGAGUUUUACACCUGACAGUUACCGUAUUUUUCACCCUAUAGGACACACUUUUCCCCCUCCAAAAAUGAAGGGGAAAUGUGUGUGCAUCCUAUGGGGCGAAUGCAGGCUUUCGCUGAAGCCUGGAGAACGAGAGGGGUAGGUGCGUACCGACCCCUCUCGCUCUCCAGGCUUCAGGAAGCUAUCCGCAAGCCUUGGGAGCCCGCGGGAGUCCCCGCCGGGCUCCCAAGCCUUGCGGACAGCAGCCUGCAGCCCGAAACCCAGGGAGCGCAGCGGAGCACACCCUGGGCUUCGGGCAGAUAUCCGCAAGCCUGGGGAGCCCGGUGGGAGUUCCUGCGGGCUCCCAAGGCUUGCGGAUAGCAGCCUGUUCUGGGGUCGGGGGAAGCUCGGACUUCCCCUGCCCCUGCCCCAGCCCCGCGCCUGGGGGGGAAAUAAAUUUUUUUUUCUUUAUUCCCCCCCCCCAAAAAAAACUAGGUGCACCCUAUGGGCCGGUGCGCCCUAUAGGGCGAAAAAUACGGUAUAAAGCAGAUUGUGUCCUUCAAAAGCUGAUACCUCAGUAAAUGUUAGUCUCUAAGGUGCUCAUGCACUUUCUGCUGCUACAGACUAAUGCCCCUGCUCUUCUGGGGUGUGUGUGUUUGUGUGUGUAUUUGACCGCACACCUGCAGUGUGUUCUCAGAGGAGUCCCACAGCUUACCUCUUGACCGCUCUGAAAUAGCAGUUUCACAGCCGAGCAAGGAGUAGGGGGUACAGGAGUCGACCCUGAAUUAGUCAAGGAAACAGAGCACCUCAGUUACGUGGAUAAAUGCGUGUUGGAACGCUGUAGUUUGUAUAUUUUUUAAAAGCUGUUUCUACUGGGGGUAGUUUUAGGAAUAUUUUAAAAGAAAUGAGUGCCUGUUAAAAUAAAUGGGCUGCUCAAUGAAACCGACUUUCUUAGUUGUGAAUUGAUUGAAGGGAGUGGGGAGAUGUUGCCAUGCUGGAAAUGCGUAAAGAAAAGCAUUCCAAACUCUUGUAUUGACUCCCCUCCAGUCUCUCUUGCUUGUUUAGCCAUCAUCUUUAAACAGGUAUUAACUAGCGUGUGAGAAAGGGUUAUUUUUUCCAAAUUCCUGCCAUCGCUCCUCAUUCACAUGUUAUGCAAACGAAAAGCGCUUCUCUGGCUUGUACUCUUUGUACCAGGUUUUGCAUAUAAAGUGUACAUCUAAUACCAUCCGACUUCAGAAAAAAAGCCUUCCUCUUCCCCUUCAUGUUCACCUUUAUAAUUCUCCCUUUAUAUAUGUGUGUGUCUUGUUUGCUGGGGAUGGGGGGCGUUGAUUGUGGGUUGCUUUCUUUUUUAACAUGUUGAUUAAAUAAAGUUCCUGUCCUGGAGUCUGGCUGGCUUGUUGUUCACUCUGUCACACAUGCAGCUGUUUGUCUGAUCCAGCGGUGGGCAGCUCAGAGAUGUGUUUCCUUAGGAAUGCAUCCUGAAAAGAAGGCUGGCAUGCAUGCCACAUGCCACAUUUGCACGUCACUUCCAUGUUCAUAGAGUACCAAACUACAUACUGCAUUUCUGCCGGGAUAGUAUUGCUGCCCAGUGAUUGCCUUCAGCUUUAAAAAAGAACCAGCCAUUUGAUUGCCAAGGGUGGGGUGUGGACAAAUAUUGUCAUAUUGGCUGAGAAAUUGUGUGCAUUAGAAACCACGGUGAUUUCAUUUUUCAUCCUUUAGUGCUUGGGACCGUUGCGUUUCUCAGGUGUAACCUCGAAGGUCCCAAAAUGAAAGUUAAGAUUCUGAUAAAACCCCACAGUUCUCACCCCAAAAGGCAUACUGAGAGCCAGCUUCUUAAUUGCUGCCACAGCUGAGAGGCUUGAACAUGGGAAGCUGCCUGGGUUCCAAGUCAGAGCACUGGUCCGUGUUAAGCCGGCUCUGCCUAGGCGGAGUGGCAGAGACGAGACCCCUUAAGAAGCAGAAAUGCAAUGGGCUGGACGUGGGACUUUUUUGCAUGCAGACUGCUGAGCCGCGCCACCCUCUCAUUUUAUAACAUUCCAUUUUUGGCACACGUACACACACACACAUUUGCUUUAAUUUGGUUUCCUUUUUUUUUGCGUUGUUUUAGUUUUCAUCCCUUUUUUUUCCUUUAUGUCUUUUUUGUGUUUUCCCAUGUAGGAGCGAUUAUGUUUGCCUCUGCACAUAUUAGAAGAGAGAGGGUUGACGCGAGUGGCAGAGACUGUACAGGCACUUCUGGAACGGGCCCCCCCAAAACAGCACCACCACCAGCAGCAGCAGCAGCAGCAGCAGAAUCAGCUGGCUGCUGUGUAG
Podarcis lilfordi (Lilford's wall lizard) is the source of this 83411-nucleotide messenger RNA. The record is from the annotation of a GenBank genome assembly. Lineage: Eukaryota; Metazoa; Chordata; Lepidosauria; Squamata; Lacertidae.